Wyeomyia smithii (pitcher-plant mosquito) is the source of this 46120-nucleotide messenger RNA. RefSeq names its product muscle-specific protein 300 kDa-like. Gene Ontology annotation, molecular function: actin filament binding. The transcript has 25 exons. Gene Ontology annotation, biological process: nuclear migration. Bases 269 to 45799 code for a protein of 15176 amino acids. NCBI's taxonomy places the organism in Eukaryota, Metazoa, Arthropoda, Insecta, Diptera, Culicidae. Gene Ontology annotation, cellular component: nuclear outer membrane; cytoplasm; meiotic nuclear membrane microtubule tethering complex. The record is from RefSeq and is a predicted model, not a curated record.
UGUGUUCAUCGUUUGGCGCUACGCGAACCGAGGCAAACCUGUUGCUGCUGAUAUUGCGCUGUUGAACAAAUCAUGUUUUCAGCCCAGUAUGAUGUCAUUGUCGCUAUAGAUAUUGAUUUACCCACUUUGCAAGCAGCAGCCGCAGAAAAAUUGUGAUAAAAAGUGAAGUAACGUGUAAACAAUUGAGGUGUUUUGGAGUUUCAUUCAAAAGCGACGGAAACGCGAAUCGUAUUCUCAAUGUCACACACGUGAGUGAAGUCUCGGAAAAAUGUCCAGAAACAUACAAUCCGACGAAGGAAAGGAAACGAAGGGCGCUGGUGAUGAAUGCGAUGUUGAAAACAAAAGCCAAACCUUCGCAUCGGUAUUCACUGUUUUGACGCCAGAGUGCACAACGCAGGCCGGCAAUGUUGAGCAAUCAGAAGACGGCGCUGAAUGGUAUUUGAAAUACCAAACACGAGUUGCAAGAUGUGGAGAUAUGAGUCGCACUUUUGGUAGUUCUGAGUACGAUAUCCAUAUACUCGAAAAAAGAGAUGAACAACAACGGGUACAGAAGAAAACAUUCGUAAACUGGAUUAAUUCCUUUCUGUGUCAGCACGACCCACCGUUAAACAUAACCGACCUCAUACAUGACUUGAAGGAUGGAACAAAAUUAUUGGCCUUACUGGAAGUACUUUCUGGAGAACGUUUGCCUAAGGAGAGGGGAAAAGUCCUUCGAAGACCGCACUACUUGAGUAACGUAAACACAGCUUUGCAGUUCUUGACGAACAAAAAAAUCAAGCUUGUCAACAUUAAUCCAUCCGAUAUCGUCGACGGACGCCCAGCUGUGGUACUAGGAUUAAUAUGGACAAUAAUUUUGUACUUUCAAAUCGAGGAAAAUAGUCGUAUUUUACAUCACCUGAACAAGAAUCUCAGCGAGUCGGUAAGCAGUUUGGCAGAUGGUGGAUCUGUUCCGCAUACUCCCAGCUCUAGUAAACCCGUUAAGCACGCAGUGCCUUUGAGUAGCUCACAACAAGCUAUGAUGAAACAAGGACCUAAGAAAACUUUGCUCAGCUGGGUGAACAACGUUUUGCCUAAGCAAUCGGGAUUGGAGGUUCGUGAUUUCGGCGCCAGUUGGCGUGAUGGAUUUGCCUUUCUUUCAUUAGUUGAUACCAUUAAAACCAAUUUAAUCAACAUGGCAGAAAUGAGACAAUGUAGUAACCGUCAUCGUUUGGAUACUGCUUUCAAUGUUGCGGAAACUGAGCUGGGGAUCGCCAGAUUACUGGAUGCCGAAGAUGUGGAUGUUAAUUGCCCCGACGAAAAAUGUGUCAUGACUUACGUGGCACAGUUUUUGCAUAAAUAUCCUGAUGUAAAGAAUAACAAUUCCAACAGCGAGAGCGAACAAGAGUUUGCAUAUUUACUCGACUGGCUGAGAGAAAAAGUACGACACUACGACGACCUUAACGGAAAUUACUCACUCUCAUAUGACAAAUACGAAAACGCUCUCCUAGAGAAGGCAGAAAAGUACAAGAAAUUUAAAACUAUCAAUACCUUCAAAAGUAUGCUGGAAAUUCAGGAGUUCAGCAACUACUGGAAACAAUUGGAGCAUCACAUGCAACUCUGGUUAUGGCAUUUGGACUGCAAUAUUCCCGCGCAGAUUGGAGUUAUAGGAUUAUGGUUAAGCAAUGGGGAAAAACUUUUGAGCGACGAUGACAUUCCGAGCAGCAUGAAUGAGGAGACUGCGUCUUUCAUAAGCAAAAAACUGGAGGCACAUAAACAAUUUUUUUUGUCGUACUCCGAAGUGCUAGCAACAUUCCAUGACUUGAAGCUACGAAACGAAUCUAAGAUAGUUCCUAUCAAUCAACUAAAAUUCCUCGAAAAAAGGUUACUAGAAAUCGAACCUAAAGCAAAACAAAGAAGGAAUAAAUUAAAGUUCCUAGAGCAUAAAUGUUGUCUCAUUGCAUUCCUGAACUUAUUGGAAAAUAAAAUAGAUGGAGUAAAAUACGACAAUGAAGAAGUCGUCAAACAGUCUUUGGAGCAGCUAAAAAACUUUGUCACGAAGAAUCAAAUCGUACAAGAGUUUGAAAAAGCUCUCAACGAUAUGCGGCAAGUGGUAGAGGAGUACAAAAUUGAUGGAAAUCUAUCGAAAAAGGAAGGGUACAGUGUUGAUAUUUUCCUCGCCGACAUUGAAAGUCGGUGGAAAAACGUAUCAUCCCGGCUGAUAUGCACCGAAACGAUGCUAGAAAACGUGCUUGUGCAUUGGCAAAAAUGGAAAAUGUUGACCAGUGAUCUGGAAAGUUGGAUGAAGGAAGCGCAAAAUGCGUUACACACAACACAAGACGAACAAAAAUAUUUCUUCCAAAAUAUGAGCAAAUUUAAAGCAAAACAAGACUCGUUAACAGAUACGUACAAUAUUCUAAAGUCAACAUGUGACUAUGACACCGCAAUCGUAAUUGAACAUAGAUACAGACAAAUUAUGCAGCAGUGGGAGCAAGUUUUCCAAAAAUCGAAACAGUACAUGCAUGUUAGUGAUGUACUUCAACAAAAGCAAAAAUUUAAAGCCGGCGCAACUCGAUUAAGUGACUGGAUUGUACAAGCAAACGAAACCCUAUCGAGAACUAACCUAAACAAUUCAGAAGAAAUUAUAAAAUGUGAACAUGACAUCAAGCAAAUUGCAACCGAAACUGAGUCCAUGGAAGAGCUUUUUAAAUCCAUCAGUAGAAGUUUUCAGACACUGAUAAAAGAAUACUCCCGGGAUGAAAUUGACAGAACUAUGAUUCAAAUGAAAAAGGAUAAAGAAUCUCUAGCAUACGUUAGGACGCAAGUUCCAGUUAAACUGAAUCUAUUCCAGCAAAUUUUGACACAGCAAGAAGCGCUUCAAUGUGGCCAAAAAGAAAUUUCCAACUGGUUGGAUGAGGCAGAGAGUCUGUUAACAUCGUAUGAAUUUACUAACGAUCCUGAGCAAACGAGUAAAAAUAUUACUAAACACAGCACCUUCUUUAGCCGUACUCUCUACUACAAAUCUAUGCUGGAAAGUAAGAAUAACGUGUUCCAGAACCUUUUAAAGCUAUCAAACACGUUUGAGGGGGUUGAUUUCAGUGAUACAUCUGCAAUAAUGAAGCAGCUUAACGAACGAUUCAGCUGCGUAAUAAACAAAGCGAAUGAGUGGGAGAACAAACUAAAAGAAAAUAAGAAAAUAUGGGAAAAUUUCAACACUGCAUUGAGUAAGGUUGAAAGUUUUCUAAGACAAUCAGAAAAUUGGCAAAAUGCUUCUCCUAUCGGAAUAGAGAAAACAAGUGAUAUAGAGCAACAGCUGGAUUUCUUCACCAAUGUAGACCAAUCGAUGAUUGGUAAGCUUGAAACGCACACCGAAGAACUUCUGAGGUUUUUACCACCCACAGAGCAAAUGAUACUAAUCACAAAAGUGGAACUAAUUCAAAAGCAAUGGAAUGAUGUGAUAUCUAAGAUACCGUGCCAUAUAUUGAAGCUAGAGUUCAAAACAAAUGAGAUCACGUUCAACAAUUGUAUUAAAGAAAUCGAGAAAGAACUAAACGACGAAGAACUAGCUUUCAAUAACAAUAGAAACUAUGAAACCAUUCUUCAGCGCAACGCGCAACUUUUCCAGACAAAUUAUCUGCAACAGUUGGAGAAACUUCUGGCAACACUGGAAGCUACAAAUUGUGUAUACACGGAACAAUUCCCAGAUGAUACGGUUCUACUUCACCCGUAUCAGCGAGCCAACGAUAAAUGGAAUGCAGUGUGCAAACGAGUCGGAAGUGUUAGAAGUAUGCUUCAGAAAAUUCCUGCCUUAUGGGAAACUUAUCGUGCGAAGUUCGUCGAAACGACUAACUGGAUGGAUUCCAUAGAGGAAGCAUUGCAAAGAAUUGUUGUCGAAAAGGAGUCUGAACAGCAAUUUGAAGUGGAAAAAGCGGCAUUCCAGCAAGCCUGCUUUGAAGCUGAAGCUAAGAAAGAAGAUAUGAAAUGGCUGGUUAAAACCUUAGACUAUCUGCUGAAUCACACUAACGCAGAGCAAGUUAGUUUAGAACAGUCAAAACUUGAAUCGUUGAUAGCACACUAUAAAACUCUUAUACCAAGCAUAGAAUCAAAGAUGAGCAAAGUUGAAACAUUAUCCAAGUGCUACAGGUAUCGGAGCGAAACCACGGAAGUGUGCAACCAAUUAAACGCAAUAAGGGAGCAAAAUCAUCGUCUGGACAAUUUCCGCAAAGUUGACGAAUUUGUUGAAAAGCUACAAUAUUCCGUUGAAAAGUUGGACGCACAAGAGGCUUAUAUACGGAACGCAAUAGACCGCGGAAGAGAUUUAGCGAGAAGUGCAAACGCUCCUAGCUUCAUUACUCGGGAGGUUGACAAAUUGGAGCUUUGUUGGAAUGAGACGUACCGAGUAGCAACUGAUCAAAUAGCAAUAUUAAUUGAAGGUAAAAAAUUAUGGAAUGCUUGUAACGAAAAGAAAGAGCAGAUCGUUGAUUUGUUGAAAAAUGUACAGACAGAGAGUGGAAAUAUGACUGGGGGGUUGGAGGAGAAAAAGCAAUUGAUGUUGAAUUUUCGCGAAGCCUUAUCUUAUUCGUCAUUGAUCGAUUUGUAUCGCCAAUUGGGACCACAUAUUCCGGACAGUUCGCAGCAGGAUAUCGCGAAAGAUACAAGUGAUCUAGAAAAAAGAGUCGCAAGUGCAGCCGAUUUUGUUGAGAAAAGGAUAGAAUUUUUGGAAGACUAUAUCAACAGAUGGAGGGACUGUCACGAGCGGUUGGAAAGUCUCAAAGGUUGGUCCAAUUAUGUGUAUCCAAAAAUGGUGGCAGCAAUCAAUCAACCUCACAUAUCGCCAGAGGAUCGUGUCAGCAAAAUAACGCAGCUAAAAAAUAUGAUAGCGGAAAACAUGGAAAUACUAGCUACACUAGAUGCUAGUGCUUCCGAAUUGAUCACCAAAGAGGGUGGUAAUUUUGACGAGAUACGGGAAUUGAAAGACGAAGUUUUACGACUGUUCGAAACUUUCCGGGAUCUGAAGGAUGCUGUCAGCGUGGAAAAGGCGCUUGUAGAUGAAGAUUUGGAGCAUUGCAAUAAUAUUAAUCAUGCUUUGGAGAACAUUAAAGCGUGGAUUGAAAAGAUGCCUAAUGUAGGAAGUAAUAAAAUUAAAUCCAUCAUAGAAGCAGAACAGUUGAAAAUGACUGUCGACACUCUUAACGAGGAAUGUAAAUGUAAAAUAAGUGAACUGCAAAAUUUAGCUAGUGAAUGCGAGACAAUUCGCUUCGAAGCUGGACCAACUCAAGAGAUUGAUGGAUGUUUUGCUAAACUCAGCGAACUUCACGAAAACUUCCGUCGCGUGAGUGCUGAGCUAGAUGAACUAACAGCAAAUUGGUCCAUGCUUCAGGUUGAAUUGGAGAAACAAGAAACCAAUGUAAUCUCAUUACAAAAGAAGCUUGAAAGUAUCUCAACGGAGUCAUUAAAUGAGCUCCCAAUCGACAAACUGGAAGAGAAAAUUAAAAUGUUGAAGUUACAUAACAAUGAGGUUUCAGAACAACAAGCUCAGCUGAUGAAACUCGUACAUCUUUUCGAUCAAAUAAAUAGUCGAGUGUCACAGGAAAGUGUUGAUGCUCUAGGAGAAAGUUUGAGUAAAACGAAAGCUGAUUUGGCUAAAAUCAACGACGGUUUGCGUGAUUCGAUUAACAGUUGUUAUGAAAAAAUUGUUGUUCAGCAAAAUUUCAACGCUCUUAUGACCGAUUUUAGUGCCUGGAUGGAUCAAAUGAGGGUUGGUUUAGCAGAACUGGAAGAAACGGCUAUCGAUAAAAUAGAUCUAGCCCGGCAAACCGUGCAGUACUUGCUGCAACAACAUGCCGGUAAACGGGAAACGUUUGAUCAAAUUUACUCCCUUGUGAAGCAGCACAGUUUAUCUAGCUCAGCAAGUGAUAAUUCGGUGUUAGAGGAAACAUACUCAUCUCUGGCGAGUAACUAUCAUAAUCUGGAAACUAGUUUGGAAAAGUUGAACUUUUUCUUACGAGGUUGGUCUGAGUUUUCACACUGGGCAAAUGAUACCAGGGUAGAACUGCAUGAUUUGGACGAUAUGCAACUGACGGACAGUGAUUUGUGCAGGGUUAAAGAAAAAUUGUCCGAUAUUGAAUUGAGUAUCGCGAAGUGGAGGAUGGAUGUUAUUGGUUUAGAGCAACAACCGUGCAUUAAAGUAUGUGAUCAACACAAAAAAUCAAUCGACGCAGUUGUUUUGAUAGUUGAUUUGGAGAGUAAGUUGUCCACCAUCCAAUCUCACGUUGAUGCCACAGAAAAAGAGGUUCAGGUUGCAAACAUUAGAGCACAGAGAUUGAAAGACUUGCAGCGAGAAAUGGUUGAUAAUCUGAACAAAACUUCCAACUGUUUGGACAAUAUUACCAAAAAAGUUCGAUUAAACAACAUUGAUGACUGUGUGGAAGAAUUGAAGGAAAUGAUGAAACAAUUCGAGCAAAAUAUUACUCCUGAAUCAACAAUCGACAAGUGUAUCACUGAGGUUCGAAAUAAAAUGGAUGAAAUGUUUAAUGAUUUCACAAAAAUAGUCGACCUCUACAAUGAGUUUAAUCGAUGCAAUUCAGAGUUUAAAACCCAGCUCGAAAAUCUAAUCAAAGUUAAUACCUCAACCGCUCUUACAAUCAAUGAUAAACAAAUGUUGGUUGAAAGUGUUGAAAAAUUUAAAAAUUCGUCAGUUACGAUGAAAAUUCUUGAAAAAGAUAGUGACACAAUAGCGAGCAAAGGAAAUGAAAUUGUUCGAAAGAUUCGCAAAUAUAACACCGAAGACUGCGAAGCCAUCGAAAAAAUUAUAGCACAAAACAAUGACGAGCUGAAAGUUAAUUCACAGAAUUUAGUUGAUGGCAGCAACUUGCUAGAUCAACAAUUAUUACUUUACAACGAAAUUGAACAGCUUUAUCACCGAAUCGCGACCAGUUUGAAUAAGAUUCAAACUCAGUUAAGCCGAUUUGCUAACGAAAACCCUACGGAAAUGGAGUCUGAGUUAACGAACCAUCUUUCGUUGAAAGAGAAUUUCGCUAGUCUUUUAACCCGCUUUAGGCAGUCUAAUAAUGAAGUGCUACCGAAGGAUAUUGAAGAAAUGGAGGAAAACCUGAACAAUUUGUUUGCUCAAAUUCGUGAGCUUUCUGAUAAAGUGUCUGAAUAUGCGACACAGGAACGUCAGAUAAAACAGCAGAUAAAAAUUAUAACAGAAAAGCUUUACAGUAUUCGGGAAGAAAUCAACAAACAAUAUGACGACAGUAGUAUGGAUAGUCUCAAACAGUUGCAGGGUCUAGAUAAUGUAGAAAAGAUUAGACAAAAACUCAACCUGUUGGGGGUUGAACUGACGGAGCUUAAAAAUAAUUUUAUAGCACUUGAAACAGUAUUCAGUACAACGAAAGAAAACACACUCAGCAAGGAGAUCAAAAACUUAGAAGAACGCUUUGGAUCGACGCUGAAUUGUUUGAAUCAAGUUGAGAGUAAACUUACUAAACUUGUCGAAAAUUCGUUCAAAGAAAAACUAACAUCGCUGGGCAGAAUUAUUGCCUCCCAAGGGGAAAAGAUAAAAUGGUAUCAUCCGGAGGCUGGUAGUGAUAAACAUAACUUGGAGCUUAAACAAUCUACUUUGGGAGAGGUUAAGGAAUUUAUAGCUGCUAACGAGAGUGUAAUUGAUGAAAGCUCGAAUUUACUUCAAUCGAUUGCGGUUCUGUUUAACCCGUCUAAAGUCACGCCUCUCAUUGAACUGAAAUGUGAAACCGAGCAGGAAUUUCAGCGCCUUAAAAUUUCAUGUAGUAAAGUGGAAAAUGAUUUGAAUGAAAACAUUAAAUUGUGGCAAGCGUAUGAAGAGACAUCGGGAGAGAUAAUACAAUGUUUCAAAAGUUUGGAACAAAAGCAUAAAUUGGAGACGAUACUAUUGAUUGACUUAACUGGUUUGAACGAAAAGAUUGCAGAAAUUAACAGCUCCUAUGAUUGUUUAAAGGAGUACGAACCAAAGUUGCAAUCAUUACAAAGCAUUGCCAACUCAAUAAACCAACUGAAUCCAUCGUCGAGUGUUCUAAUGUUGAUGCAGCAUUUGUUGGCAAGAUUUAACACGUUUGAGAAAUAUUUUUGCAAUCUGUUGGAUCGACUUCUAGAUGUUCAAUCGAGAAAAAACAAAUUUCUCGAAGAAACUGACAAAGCUCGUGACUGGAUUAAAUUGAUGGAUCAACAGCAAACUUUACCCGAAGAAUUAACUAACCGUCGUGCCUCAAUAAUGGGACAGGAAUCUUUCAUCAACGAAACUUGCGCAAUAGGAGAAAGGUUGUACGCUGAGGUCAGCCCCGAAUGUCGUGACAAAAUACGAACGGAUAUAUUAUCACUAAAAAGUGCUUUUAACUCGCUAAUUGACGAAUGCAAUCUGGCGAUCAAGUGUAGAGAAAGUGACGCCAUGAAUCAGAAGUCUUUUGAGGAAAGUUUCGAUCAAAUUUUCCAGUGGCUUUCAGAAAUACAAAAUAAGCUAUCAACUGGAUCUGUUCUUUACGCAACUUUGAAGGAGAAAAAAGCAGCGCUUUCAAGCUACAAUUCUAUGCUAAACGAUGCCAAAUGGCAUGAAACCAGUUUCGAGCAGUUGCAACUUAAGCUGGCCGCACUGCCGUCCGUCGAUUUUACCACAAAAACCGCCGAAGCUCGAGAGAAAUUUGCUCUUCUUUUCAAUGAUUUAUCGAGCGGUUUAACUCUGUUGGAUGAUUAUGUGAGUAAACAUACUCAGCUCGAUAAUUUACUGGAAAAAUAUAAAAACUGGUUGAUUAGACUGCAAUCUCAAAGCAGUGAAGCACUGAGCGACCACGAGCUGGAUAAAUUAAAAAUUGAGGAAAAUUUGCUGCAUCUUGAAAGCAUACUUUCCGAAGAUAAAACCGUGUUUAACGGUAUAAACGAUUGUCACAGCCAGUUAACUCUGGUUAUGGCUCAAACACACAAAAACGGACACUCGGAUCUGUUGGAAGCGUUCGAAGCUAAUAAACAAAAUUGGAUAGAAUUUUUUGUAAAAUGCGAAAAAAGUCACGAGAAACAAACGACGCUGCUGCGUUUGUUGGAAGACGCUACAAAAAGACUUGACGACAGUCUAGCUAAAAUGGCAACAAUUAGAGAGAAAAUUGAAGAGCAAUCUAAUAAAAUUACCUUCCUAGCUGAACCAGAAGAAUGUAUUACGGAUUUAGUUCGGAUUAACAACGAAAUUAACACCUAUGAAAUCGACAUGCGCAACUUGAUUGAAGAAUAUCAACCAAUUAAAUCAAACAAUGGUAUUGCGAGCAAAAUAACGCGAGUUCAAAAAGAACUCUGUUCUCUCUCAAGAUUUUGCUCGGAAGCCGUGGAAGCGGCGAAAGCAGCCUUUAACGAAUAUAAUGCUUUCAAUCAGAGUUAUGAUGAAAUCAUCAUCUCCCUAAACAAGGGUAUAGAAUCGCUUCAAGAACACAAGCAAUUAGUGGGUGAUUUAAAUAUACUACAAAGUCGUCAACAGCAAUUGAAUGAAAUCGCUUGUAAGAGGUUAGAUUACAGUAACGCUGUUGAAGACGUCGUUAUACGAGGAAAAAAACUGUGCACCCGAAUAUCGUCCGACAAGUUGGCAGAACUCCAAACAGUGUGGGAUCAUUUCACGGACGAAUUGGAGCUGGCAACCCAAAGUGUAGAUCUCUGUAUACUUCAGUUCGGUGAGUUUAGCGCUCAACAAGAACAGCUCUCGAGGUGGCUCAAAACCAUUGAACAUUCCAUGACGGCAAAUGCGGAACUGAAAUCCACCCUUCAAGAGAAGCGAACCCAGCAUCAAAAUCACAAACUGAUCCACCAAGAAGUGCUUUCUCAAACCGAGCUGUUGGAGUCCGUUUGUGGUAAAGCUCAGCAGCUGUUGGUUUUGAUACAGGAUCAGUACCUGCAAACCUAUUUGGAGUCGAUUAAAGACACGUUUAAAAGUAUCGUUGAAAAGUCUGAAGAGCUUUUGAAUCACUUGGAUGAGGGUGUGAACGCUCAUGCUAACUUUGAAGUAUUAAGCACUAAACUGAAGAAAUGGAUCGCGGAACAACAUGCUAAAGCUCUGCUUUGUGAACAAGCUGCUGGGGAAGGUGAGAGAAGAGAAAUUUCAAAACGAAUUGAAACGCUUGAAGGUUUGAAAUCAGCAAAAUCGAAAGGUGAAGAGAUGAUUGUUGAACUUUUAAAGUUACAUGAAAUCAAUAAAACUAGUACAGCUCCACAAGGAAUUGAAGUUCUGGAAGAUGACAUCGGAAGAAUGAAAGCUGAACUUGAUCACUUAUACAUAGACAUCGAUAAACAGAUCGAACAUCAAAACAACUUACUCUCACACUGGUCAAAGUUCGAGCAAGAUCUCGAUCUGCUCGCAAAAUGGUGCCGAGCGAAGGAAGCCAUCUUUCGCGAGCAGCAGUUGUUCGAUUCGCUCGAGGCGAAGCGAAAUUAUGCACAGAUGUGUAAAAAUAACCUAGAGCUGGUCGCUGAAAAAGAAGAGAGUGUAGAUGAUUUUGCUAUGAGCGCUCAAAAAUUGUUCAGUCAGACAGGAGCCGAAAAAGUUAAACUUUCAAUCAAGCAAUUGAGUAAUCGAUAUCAGCUGUUGCAAGCUUUGGGCAAGGAAGUUACUGUGAGGAAUGAAAAAAUUGUUGCAGAUCAUGCAGCUUUGGAAGAACAGAUGGCGGCUUGCAACACUGCCAUUGAUGCUAUGAAUACGAAUUUAGAAGCGAUUUCAGUGGAAAAUCUACCGUCAGAAACUGAUCAGUUGUGGCAAAAAUUCGAUUUCGAGAAAGAUAAAAUUGAAAACAGCUUAAAAAGUCUAAUAGCAACGAAUGAAAAAGUUCUAACAGAGACUAACGCUCAAGGACGCGAGAAAUUACGACACGAUGUUGAACAAGUUAAAGAACGUUGGAGUCGUGUACUGGCAGAGUUGACGAAUUGGAAGAAACAGUGUGAUGUAAGAGCGCUUCAAUGGUCGUCAUAUCAGGAAAUACUUCAACAACUGCUAGCUUGGUUAACAACAACUGAAAAUAAAAUCGACUUAACCGAAUUACAAAGCUGCUGGGCAUCGACACAGGAAAUACGAUCAAAAUUGUUCAAGUAUAAAGCUUUACUGCAGGAAGUUAUGAACCAAAAACGUUCGAUUGAUUCACUCACCGAAAAAGCAGCUCAAGUUAGAGAUGAUCCUUCGACGAUCGAAUCAGUUAACGAACAAUUUGAAACAUUGAAAAACUUCACCACUGAGACGAUCGGCAGGCUAGAGCACGCGUUAGCUAUUUGUGCCAAGUUUAAUGAACUAAACAAAUUACUUUCCGAUGAGCUUGAAACUUUAAUGACAGAUUUGAAACAAGCGUCGGAUGUUUCAGGUAGCAAAAAGUUAGUCAAAAAUAACAUUCAGAGAGUUCUGGAAUUGCGAAAUUCAGCUCCAAAAAGAAGCGAAAGUUUGAACAGUUUGGAACAAAUCAUUAACGAAAGUAAAAACUCUAUAUCCGGUGGAAUAAUCGAUAAUAUGGAACGGGAUUUACUAAAACUUCGAACCGAAUUGGAUAAAUUCAAUACUUCUUCAGGUGAUGCCCUAAAAAAAUUAGACAACCGACUCACUCUGUGGGAUGAGUACCAACAGCAGCUGGAUCAGAUUAACAACGCUUUGGUUGAUGUGGAAAAAUCUACGCUAAACUAUUCUUUGAAAAACAGUUUAGUCGAAAAACAGCAACAACACGAAUUGUACCAAGAGCUGUGCGGAAAAAUGAAACAAAUCAGCAAUCGGUUUGAUAACCUCCUGGAUAAGUCAAAAGAAUUGUUCCGACAUAGUAGCAACAAUGAACAGCAGAUGAAAACAAAAAUUCAAACCACGGAAAACGCGGUUAGAGAGAUCGCAAAAGCAUGUGCGCAAGCUUUCCAAGAGCACGAAACAUUCCGCGCGAAAUAUGACGAAUUUGAUGAAGCGCUCGAUCAUGUUAAGCGCUCGUUCGAUGACACUCUAAAAAAAUUCAGUGAUAUAUCAAACGUUAUACUGACUCUAAGUGAGUUGAAAUCCGAACAAAAUUUAAUGAGCAUCCAAUGCGGCAGAAUAUUCGACAUGGGAAGAAUGUUGUAUCCUGCAACAGCCCCCGAAGGCCAGCAAGAAAUCGAAUCUGAAGUUCAAAAGUUGCAGCAAAAAUUUGAUCGUAUAUUCGCGGAAAUAAAUUCGGGCUUCAAAUCGUGCGAAGCACGACUAGCCAGAGUUACCGCCUUCAAGGACAAACUGGAACGCAGCCAAGGUUGGCUGAGCGGUUUAAGGGAUAAUCUUACACCGAGCAUGAUUCUCAAACCUACUCUUGAGGAUAAAAUUGUUCAGCUUCAAACGUAUACUGACCUAGCAUAUGAGUUGAAGAAUUAUCAACCGGAGGUUGACAGUUUGAAAGACUUGGCUAACGAUGUUGUUGCGGCACCGAAUGAUUUGGAUCAAUUUUCUGAAGAUUUUAGUAGCUGCGUCGAAAGGUGUAAGCUAUUCGUGGAAAGCUACAAAAAAAUAGUUAGCAAUCACCGGCAAUACUGCAAAGCGGUCAGAGAAGUGACCGACUUUAUUACUACCAACAACAAUGAAAUCGAGCUCUGGGGUGAAAUAGAUCUUGAUCAAGUUUCCCUAAACACCAAUUUAGAUCGAUUAAUCGAUUUAAAGAAAACGAUCCUAGAGCAGACCAACCGAAUAGAGCAGCUCCGUGAGUUAGGCAACCUAGUAACGCUCGAUACAAGUGAUGACGGUAAGAAUGACGUUCGAUCACAGCUGGAUAGAUCUCAACAAGAAUGGGAAGGGCUGCUAGUUACGUUGGACUCGACUGUUGAAAAAGUUCAGUCUAAAAUAGGCGAAUGGAAUGAGUAUGAAAGUAUGCGAACAAAUUGCCUGGAAUGGAUGCGAUCUGUCGACUCGAAUGUGCACUCGGUUGACCUCAAAGCUACGCUGGACGAGAAGAAAGCUGUUUUAGACCAUCUCAAAACUCUUCAGGGAGAAGUGAAAGCUAAGGAACUAGAAAUCGAUUCACUUACUGAUAAAGGUCAACAAUUACUUUUGGGUGUUUUAACUGGCAGGAACUCUCAAGUGUCUGAAUUGGCCAUCAAGUACCAACAGACAUCCAUUCGAGUGAAAGAACUUACAAGUAGCUGGCAGCAAUAUAUCAUAGAUCAUCAGGAACUGUCAGCACAAACUGAAACCCACAAGCAAUGGCUAAAUUCAAUCAAAGAAAAAAUAAAUCAAUGCUCAGACAUAACUGCGAUAUCUACCGAAGAAGAACUACAAAGUAAAAUCAAAAUUAUUCAAGAUUCAUCACUCAACAAAGAGGAGGGAACUACGAGAAUGCAAAAAAUUCUCGAUUUAUCCCAAAAAGUGCUAGCCUGCACAGCACCUACAGGACAUGACAGCAUAAACCUCGCGAUAUCAAACCUUCAAGAUGAAUGGUCCAGCAUUAGUUUAAAAAUGACGGACGUCAAAUCGCUGUUGGAUGACGCUCUCAACCAAUGGUUAAGACUUUUGGAACAAAUCAGCGAUCUUCAAUCGAAAGUUGAAUGGCUGGAAACCCAGUUCACAUCCUUCUCGGAGUUUGAAAGCACCCUGACUGAUAAGCAAGCUCAGUUAGAUAGAAUUAAAAAUGCCGAAGAAAAAAUCCGAAUUGAAAGGAUUGAAAUUGAGCCUUUACGUCAGAAAACUCAAGCGAUUCAACUGCUGGGAAAAUUCGACUACAUCGCCGAACAAAUCAAUAAAUUACUAAACGCCCGAGAGGAUCAACUGCGUGAUCAUCGCCUGUAUCAGGAGGCGUACGCUAAUCUUUCCAGUUGGUUCGACCGAUCACUAGAAAAAAUAUCUUCGGCCAAACAACAACCAUUAAGUGACAAAUUUUCGCUGGAUAACUCAAUAGCCCAACUUGAUUCCGUUUUGAACGAAAAAGCUCAAGGUGAAUUAUUGAUUGAAAAUUUGGUUCACACUGGGGAAGUCUCGGUGGCAUCAACUUCACCCACAGGAGCGGAUCAAAUCAGAGCUGAUAUCGCUGAACUCAAGCAAAGUUUUGAAAAACUUUUCCGAGAAAUUGAACACCACAAGCAGAACUUUGUCGAAACUAAUACGGCUCUUCGAGAAUACCACGACGAGUACGAGCGUCUUGCCGAAUGGUUGCAACAGAUUGAUGUGAUUGUGACAACUCAUAAAACAGCUGUCCCAUCAAGUAUAGAAGACAAAGAAAAACAACUAACAGAAAUGCAAGACUUAUUGGCGCAGCUAGAAGAGGGCGAAAAGAAUGAGCUUGAACAGUUAAAUUCGUUGGCAGCUCCAUUUUUACAUUUGGAUUCCUACAUCGGUUACCAAGUAACACAACUCAGCUCUCGCUAUCAAGUACAGCUUAGCAUCACUAAAGAUCUGCUUAAAAAGGUGGAAUCAAACAGUGAACUUCAUAAGGAAUACGAUAAAAACUUAGCUGAAGCAAACCGAUGGAUUAGUGAUGCGAAGGAAAUAGUUCAUUCCUGUACCACUGAAAAUUGGGACCAAGUGGUGAGCAAAGAAAAUCUAGAGAAACGACUGAGAAAAAUUAUGGAUCUCAUUCAGAGUCGUGAAGAAGGACAGUCUCUUGUGAACAACUCAGUAAAUCUAGGAGAAAAAGUACUAAACUCGACGAAGUCCGAUGGAGCUCAAAUUAUCAAUAAUGAAAUUAAAGAACUACAACAUAAUUGGGAUCAAAUUGUGAAACAAAUGUCAACCACUAAAAUUCAUCUAGAGACAAGUUUACUCCAAUGGGCUGAUUAUAAUUCAAGCUACAGUCAUUUGCAACAGUGGAUACAGGAUCGAGAAGCACGGCUGGAAGGACUUUCCGAACACAAAGCAGGUUUCAACGAAAGAAAAGCAAACUUGCGUCUGACAAAUGAUAUUCUACAAGACAUUCUAUCGUGCGAACCAAUGAUUUACUCGGUGACCAAUAAAGCUUCCGAUCUGCAUCAAAACGCUUCGGAACUUUCGAAAAAAUAUGCAAAUCUCACCACACAUGCCAAGGAACAUUUCGCUCAACAGAAAGAAACUGUUGAAAUGCUCGAAGCCUUCACUGAUUGCAGCAAUGAAUUUGCUCUUUGGAUUCGUCACUCAAAAGAAAGCCUAAAUAAAUGUUCCGAUCCUAGAGGUGACCGCGAUUCGCUCGUAUCGAAGAUGACUCAGCUAAAAAUCCUCGACAAAGAUGUCGAUAUUGGUCAGAAAAAACUUGAAAAAACAGUAGAGCAGGCAGCCUUAGUAUGUCGAAAUGUUAACCCCGACGAGGGUGAAGCGAUCGAGCGAGAAGUGACCCUACUCCAGGAUGAGUUCGAUAACUAUUCGGAAGCUCUGAGUAGCAUCAAUAUUGCUUUGGAGAAUGGAAUCGUCCACUGGAAGGAAUACGACGAUCAAUAUACGGGAGCACUCAAUUCGUUGGACAAACUAGAGCAGGAAGCGCAAGCUUAUAAUAAACUGCACAGCUCUUUAGAGCAAAAGAAAAUUGCUUUGGAGGAAUUUCAGGAAAAACUGCACGCUCUUUUCGAUUGGCAGAAAGAAUUGGAUAAUUUAAAUGUGAAAGCGCAGGUCCUGCUCGAUAUUUGCGCCGAUACACGAGUUAGUAACGGCAUAACGCAGAUUACUACCAAGUAUAACGUUUUACUAUCCAUAGCGAAGGAACUUAUGCGUCGCUUAGAACUUCAAUAUCAAGAGCAUCAGCAACAUAACACUCUACUCGGUCAGUGUCAAGACUGGCUACGAUCUAACCGUGAUAAAUUGAGUGAGUGUAAAGUAACUCCGCAGACAAUAGUUGAAGCUCAGUCAAAAUUAAACUCCAUAAAGGGCAUCCGUCAAAGUCUCGAACAGGGUCAAAAUAAUCUCCGGUACUUGUUUGAACUUAAGGAAAAAAUUAUGCUAAGCAGCGAAUCCAGUGGCGCCACAAAAAUAGCAGCGGAUACCGAUGGAAUAAGAGCAGACUACGAAUCACUAUUAGUGGAAAUAAAUGACGUCAAACAAAGCUCACUGACACAUUUGUCUGAUCUGGAAGAUGUUUGUAAGUUGCUGAAAGUUCUAAGCGAGUGGGUUGAGGAAGUAAACAGGAAAAUAGAAGAAAUUCCACCAACUUUAGGUGACUUUUCAACGAAACGGGUGGUUUUGGAACAAUUCAAAACUUUUAGGCGCGAAGCUGCAAGUUUGAAUGACAUCAGUGACAAAGUCAAAACUAAAAUGAGGGAAAACACUGCUUUGGACAGCGAAAACAAUCGUAAAAUUCUCACUGAAUAUAAAGCACUAAUAGCUAAAUUAGGGACGGAAAUUGAACGUUUGGAAUAUCAAAUCGACAAUUACGAACAAUUUAGAAAAACGUUACAAGCACUGUUCGUUUGGAUGAACGAUACGCGACAGAAUAUUGAACAGCUCUCGGAUUGUCAUGGCGACCGUGACCUUAUUGUAAAAAAGUUAAAUGAGGUCAGAAACAUAAAAAUGUCUUCUCUACAAGAAGGAAAAGUGUUGCUAGAGGAUGCUAAUGAAAUUGGCACCAAUCUGCUGCAAAUUAUUGACCAAGAUGGACAUGAUGCUCUGAAAGGUGAGAUUUCACAAGCCAAAUCCGACUGGGAAGAGAUAGAGAUUCUUGCGGAUGCAACCCAGCAAACUUUGAAUGAUGUUCUAGGUGCUUGGGAAAAUUUCUAUGAGAAGUCAAAUGACUUGAAUUUAUUUAUUUCGGAAUACAAAGAAAUAUUGGCUGCUCUGGAUGAUUCAAAUAUUGGCGAACAGGAGACGAACGUGAAAAAUCUUAAGCAUAUGUUGGAAAUAAUAUUAACCAACAAAUCGUUCGUCGAAGAACUAAAUGACAUUUGCGAAGCGUUGAUGGAGACGAGUGCCUGCCCUACAGUACGAGACCAAACUGUUGAUCUUCAAAAAAGUUAUUCAUUACUCCUAACAAACCUUCAAGAACUUAUAGCACAACAAGAAAAAAACAUUCCAAAUUGUACCGAUUAUCUGAACUACAAAGAUGAGUUACUAAAGUGGAUUGAAGACACAAAUCAAGCAAUAAUGGCUUCACACGAAAAGCCAUCCGAUGAUUUACGCGAUACAAAGAGAAAAAUUACAGAUAUGCAAACCCUGUCGAGUUCUGUUCCACAGGGAACAAAACUUUUCGGAAUGUUACAAGAUUCCGUCACCAAAUCAUCCUAUUCGCAACCUGAAGAAAAACAAACAAAUAUGCUCGAUAGCAUUACAGAGAUACGAGCUGCACUCGAUUCAGUUAUUUUAGGAAUCAACACCACCUUAAAUGAUCUGAAUGUUCGAUGUAAUCGCUUGGAGUUGUAUGAAGAACUCAAAAAACAGCUCUCAGAUUGGUUAAAUCAGACCGAAGCCGCUUUCGAAACAAUCCCCAAAACAGGUGGAGAAAUGAGUGAUGUACGAACAAGUUUAGAACGAAUCAAACACAUCCGCGAGGAAAUUACUUCCAAACAAGUCGACUUAGAUGCUAUUAAUCUCGAAGCAAGCAACCUUUUCGAUGCUGAAAUUGAUAGUGUGAAUAAUCUCUCUCAAAGAACUGUAAAAUUAAAUGAGCAGUGUUGUAAGCUCAUCAAAUCUUUCGAAGCAGAGUUGGAAGACCAAAUGACUUACUAUCAAAGCUUGCAGGAAAUCGAAAAAUGGUUGCUGCAGAUUUCUUUUCAGCUUAUGGCGCAUAACUCUUUGACUGUCCUUAAUCGAGAACAAACGAUCGAACAGAUUACUCAGCAUGAGAAGCUUCUCGUGGAAAUUCAGAACUAUCAAACCAACAUUGAUGAUAUUAACGUCAAAGGACAGGCACAAAUUGAUCGCUACAUACUUUCAGCACCCGAAAUUAAAAACAAAAUUGAACUUCAGAUGAAAAACAUUCAAGAUAGUUAUAAUUCGUUGUUAACAACGUCUGUGGAAAUCCAGAAUCGAUUGCAUGAUUCGCUGAGUAAAUUCCAAGAAUAUGAAGAUACUCUCGAUGAUAUAAUGAAAAACUUAAGUGAGUUGGGGCCAGAGAUCCAACAUGAAAAAACAACUAAAAUAUCUGAUUGUGAGCUUGGAAACGCGAUGUUGGAAAAAUCACAACUGUAUCAACACAAACUGCAGCUAGAAAAGAAUCGAUUAAUCCACGCUAUUCAAAUUUGUGAAGCAGCAGCCAAUAUAAGCCACCCCAGUUCACCAAUGGAAUUGACUCAUCAAAUCAUUCCUGAGAAGGAACUCGCGGUUCAGGCACGCUUGGAGGAACUAAGUGAUGAGGUCCAAACUUGGAUUGCAAACCUCAUACCAAUCGUUAAUAGCUUUGAAGCCCAGCUGAAGGAACAGCACGAACUGGAACAAUGGAUUGAGAAACAAGUCGUCAUUGUCAAUGGCUGGCACCGAAAACCGAACAAACUUCGUGCAGAAGCCGCUGAGCUUGAGUUAAAACAAAUGAAGAAUUUACAGAGCGAAAUUGCAAACAAAUUGCAACAGGCGCAAAGAUUGGAUGUAUCAUUGCGGUGUGAACUCGAACGACUUAAUGAAAACCUUGAACAAAUAAUUGCCGAAAAAAUUAAAAAUCAGCACAUCAUUGAGGAAUAUAAGAAAUCACAUGAAAACAUACAAAACAGAUUAGAUUCCAUCAGCCAGCAAAUUGAUAGCAUAGAAAAUGACACUGAUUUAAAUUGCAAGCAAAAGUUAGAAAAUGCACUGAACAUCAAUGAUCUUCUGAGCAGUGAUGGCAAUGGCAUUGUCAUUUAUAGGGAAAGUGCCGCACGAGUUGAUAAAAUUGUAAAUAACUUAGAUAGUCAACAAAUUGCCGCGCAAGUGAAAGCAAUCGAGCGCAAACGCGUCGACAUUCAAAAAAGAAUGUCUCGAAAGUUGGAAAUUUUAAGUUCUACCAACGAAACGUAUUCUAGCAUAUCAUUUGAUAUUGCGGAAAUUGAAGAGUGGUUGAGUCAAAAAUCAAACUUUCUUAACACACCUCAUCAACUGGGGGCUGAUGUGAAAUCGGCUGAAACUCAACAGGAUACCCUUGAAAAACUCUUGAAAGAAACGGAGGGGAAGCAGUCACUUUUAAAUGUUCUUAGUAAAAAAUUGUUGAGUGUGCGAACUACUUUAGAGCCCAAUGAAAAAUUGGUAGUAGAGAAAAAUAUACAAGGAUUAAGUGAAAAAUUCAACUUGUUAUUAGCUGCUAUUCGUAAAGAAAUAGAAAAAAAUGUUACAGCAGUGUCUAGGCGUAAAACCAUGGAAAAAAGUUUCGAAAUGGUCGGAAAGUGGAUUAGAACUAAACAGCAGGAUGUAGAUAAAGUAUCCGACCGACUUCCCUUGUUACCAUCGAAUGUGGAAUCAGAUAUAAUGUUAUACCAAGGCCAUGAACGCAACAUAGAAGAGUUUAAAGAAAACGAAUUCGAAGAUUUGUGCCGUCGAGUAAAGGAAACUACAAAAGAUUGCGCCGAUGAUGAACGCCAGAAAUUAACAGGAGAUCUUGAAGAAGUUAAAGCAAGUUUAGUCAUCCUAGUUGAAACUUGUACCGGAAAAAUUUCUCAUUUACAACAGGAACAUCAUAAACGGUGUGAAUACGAAAGACGAAAAGAACUCAUUUUAAGUUGGCUUAGCAAAGCCGAGUCUACAGUUUCAUUCGAUAUAAAUACCGCUAGCAUGAAAACACUCAAGAAAAAAAGGCUCAACAUGGCUGAAAUGUGUGAACAAAGUGCAGCUAUGAGUCAAUCGUUGAAAGAGCUUGAUAAAUGUAAAACUUUAAUAGUUCCUACAUUGUGCCUUACAGAUGAAAAUAACAUAACAAGUCAAAUGAAACUCAUCAACGACAAAUGGAACGCUAUGGAUAAUGCGUUGAAAAUUAAACAUCAACAGCUUUGCAACCACAUUGAAGAAUAUCAACUUGCUCUAGAUAAAGUAAAUCAAUGUUCACAGUUUCUAGCUCAAAUUCAAAACAACAUCCGUGAUAUCAAUAAACCGAUGGAGAGUAAAAUUGAGAACGUACAGGAUUUCUUACUGUCUUACGAAUCAAUGUUGAACAGUUUGAAAGAACGACGACUGGAACUAAACACUAUAUUACUCACCAACAUACCAAAACUAGAAGAGAAUAAAACAAAGAUUGAGGAGAUGAUUAAUACCAUAGAAGAACAACUAAGACUACUGAGGGCAGUGUUGAACAUGAGAGACCAGUUUGUUGGAGCAAUUAACGAAGUUGUUACAGUUUUAUCUAAAAUCUAUACCGAUUUCAAUGAACUGGAAACUGUUGCUAGCAACAUCGAAGAUCGCUCAAAUCGUUAUGCUGAAAUUUUUGAUCGAAUCAAUCUUUGUGCUACACGGCUUGAAACAGCGAACGACAAAGGGCAAGCGAUCGCUAGUGAAGGAACCGAUCUUGAUCGUCAAAACAUUAACGAGCAACUCCAGGCUCUGCACUUGCAGCUAGAUUUAAUUCGCAAAAACGUUGAAAUCGAUCAAGAGAAAUACGAACAACAACGUCAGCUUCUCCGAACAACUAGCGAGGAGCUAACUAUUCUUCUCGACUGGUUUCAGAAAAAUAACGAUCUUAUAAAAUCUCGUCCAUUGUAUAGUGAAGACAUCAAUGUAUCCGCUGGAUAUGUAGCUGAUAAUGAGAAACUCAGCAUUCAAGCUCGCAACAAUCUAGUUCAAAUGGAAGAAUUACUUAAUAAAAUCAAAACUGAAAUUCAUUCAUCUGCGGAUCUACAACAUAAAGUUACGCAAGCGCAAUUUUGGUUGGAUGAAGAGCCGACGGAAUUAACUGCUCGUGACUUUUAUAUCCAAGAGAAUCACAAACAACGCAAAGUCUACGGUGAAAGCAUAACCAAAUUAAACGAAUGGUGCACGACAGCGGAAAAACAAUUCUCUUUACCCACUUCCUUUAAACUAGACUUAAAUGAACUUACCUCAAGUUUGACUAAUUUGGAAUCACUGCUAGCAACUGAAAGAGCCAUGCGAAAUCUAUUGUUCCACGAUAUUCAAGAGCAAGCCGAUCAGUUCUGGGACACACUUGAUACCACAGACCAGCAGAGGUGCUUGCAAGACCUCAACGCCUAUAAAGCUCGACUUUCCGAAAUAUCGCACCAAGGGGCAGUUAAACAACGCGAGCUACUUACGAACAAAGAUGAAAUGGAACGAUACUUUGCACAACACGAAAAAGCUUUGACUGGUCUAGGAAAAAUUCAAAUGAGAGAGGAAUUGUUGACGUUAUCUACACUUUCAGCUCGUAUCGAUCACGUUAGUGAACUUUUGGCGAACUCUCAGGUCGAUCGAAACGAGUUAGAAGCGCUAAAUGAAAUUACAAGUAGAAUAAUUGCGCAAGUGAACCAGAACGAUAGAGAUAAAGUUAGUACCGAUAACGUCGAACUCAACCGCAUCUGGAGUGAAGAAACUACGCAUCUUCGAAACCAUCAAGAAAAUUUGAUGCAAUUGCAGCAUCAAUGCGCUCAACUGGAAAGUGUUCUACAGGAGCUUGAAACUAAACUGAACGAUUCGUUGGAAAGGAGUAAAGGUUUUGACAUUAUCAUAAAUUCUAAAGAAGACAUUUUGGCAAAGCUACAAGUUUUAGAGAGCCUACUUAGAGAUAAAGGUGUUCUUGAAGAGUUGAGCAGAAAAGCGAAUUCGUUGGCUAGAGCAGUGUUUGUUGCAUUAGGUGAACAGCAAUUAUCCUCGCAUUCGCUGGAAGAAAAAUUGAAUCAUUUCAAUCAAAUUGAAACUGAAUUAACGAAUGACUUGAGCACAAAACGAUUGUUGCUACAAAACAAAUUGCAAGAAAUACAGAACUUUUCGGAGCAAAUCACCAAUUUGUCAACAGCAAGCAGUCGAACACUCGAGGAGCUCCAACAAAUCAAUACAUUUGAUGAAGUAUUGCUCAAAACUGAAUCAACUUUACAGGAAAUUAAAUCAAAAGCAGAAGAUCUGUUAAAGAAAAAAGAAGAACUCCAAAAGCAAAUUCUAUCCAAAUAUCCACAGUCCGUUCCAGAAGAGCUCACUAGUCAAAUAAAUUCAUUGGAAAAUCUGCUGGCGAGCAUAUUUUCCGACAUGGAGGAAUACGAGCGUAGUUUCAAACGUGCAAAAAUUGUGCGCACUGACUAUUUUGAAUUGGACGGCAAGGUUAAAAGAUGGAUCGAAAACGCACAGAUUACUAUCAGUGAUUCCAGUACUGAUCCCAGUGAGAUGAAGACAAAAUUGUUGAUACUGUUAAAUAACUGUGAGGACAUUCGGUUGCUGUUUAAUCAACUUGUCUUAAGUGGCAAAGAAAUAAUCGAAAACAGUUCCAAUAGUCAGGAUAAACUCACAGUUCAAAUGAACAUUGAUCAAACAUCGCAGGAGCUUGACAGAACAGUUCUACUAAUUCAAGAAAGAAAUAAGACAAUUGAUCACAUUCUCGAAAAUUGGUCGGAAUUUAUGCGUUUGUAUCAGUUAGUAGCGGAAUGGGCAGCACGUACUCGUGAACUGUUGGAAAGAAGGCUUCAACUUAAUUCAAUUCAUGAUGCUCAUACCGUGUGUCAGUAUUAUUCAAAUGCGGUCUCGACUUUAGGUAAUGUUUCACAGCAUUUAAGCGAAAUGAACCACGAAUUCGACAAAAUUAGCGAAGUUUGUGCAACUGGUUUUCUGAAACGCAAGCUACACGAAGCCGAAACAGUCAAAGUCGACAUCGAAACCACCUUGCUUGAAAGGAACUUAUUCCUACGAGAAACAACGGAAGAAUGGCAACAAUAUGAGAAUAAAAUGGAAAGCGUGAAGGGUUGGAUUAAGGAAUCAUAUGACGCAUUGAGUUCCUCUGAGUUGAGGAGUAAGCCGUUGCGAGAUCAAAUUCGUAUACUCGAACAAAUGCUUGCAGAUAUCUCAGCUCAAAAAAUGAAAGUUAAUAUGUCACUAGAUAAAUUGCAGGUACAUUUCCGCUCACAAAUCGUAUGCACUGAUAAUUCUAACAUAAUGCAAAGUGGGCGGUCAGUAAUCAGGGAUCUCGAGAAACUAAACCAUGAUGUCUAUCAAACAACUCAGAACCUAGUUAGGGCAUUAUCGCAAUCCGAAGACAGUCAGCUGGAACUGCAAUCCAUCCGGCAGAGUAUUGUGCGAGAAGAACAGCAGCUGAGAAAUAUCGUGACACCUUUGCAUCAAUCCGACGGCAGUGACAGACUUGGACAGGAACCGUCGGUAAUCGUUUCCAAACCCGUAUCAUCAUCGACUACCGCCGUCUGGAGUACACAGGGGCUUACCUAUGCAGAAGUUGUCGCAGGUUUACGCAAACAUCAAAUGCAGCAGAAAAUGGCUACGCAACACAAAGCUGCUCCCAGUGUAACAAACAAAAUAAGGAUUGUUGACAGUAGUAAUCUAGCUUCUAAUGCUCCUCAAUCGGUGAAUGCUGUUAAUACAGUUGUUAGGUCUGUUGGUGUGAAUGACGUCAACAUUUCGAAAAAAGUCAGGAACACAAAAACAUUUUACGCUAACGAAACUCCAAUCACAGCUAAAGAUCCUGAAUACAAAAAGAGUAACCUAAUUAAUUCGAACGCUCUCCCAAGUAAUCAGGAAGAUAAACAGCAGAAGAAAAACAAGAACGAUGGCAAUAAUUCAUACUCAUCAGUGCUGCAAAAUUUAGGAGCCGGUGAGGCAUUUAUAAGCGAGCCUCAAGCUUUCGUCCGUUUACCCGAAACAAACCUCGCACCCGUACAAGAGCUGAAAGACAUAAAUACUGCACAAAACAUAAAAACUACUGACUUAGUUAGACAGUCGAGUAAAAAACAGUAUAAGAAAAAAUCCAAAUCGGAAAAACAAGCUACACCGGAACGUGAAGAAAUUAGUCCAGAGUCCGUCAAUUUGGUACAAACAGAGCAGAUUAUUGAACUUGGCAAGGACAAAAAGAAAAAGAGGAGAAAUAAACCCAAGCAUUUAAGCAAACAGUCUAGCAGUGAUCAAGCGGAAGAAAGCGAACUGAUUGGAAAAUCAAUAGAUACGGUGAACGUUGAAAAUAAGUCCGAGGUUGAUGUCACAGUCCAACAUCAAAAUUGUACCCCAGGUUCAACUGAAAGUGGCGUGGAAGAGGUGCAGCUUCCAGUCGAAAUUGAGUUUUUUUCUAAAACCAGUACUGAUAUUCAGAUGGCGCAUGCGGUGCACGAAAAGGUUCAAAACAAAAAGUACAACGCGAAAACUUCGUUUGAGACAGAGAAAAAGCUAACAAAAAAUAAGUCUGAAAAAAUCCAAAAGUCUAACUCGUUGGAACAAAAUAUGAAUAAAGAUAAAAAUAUUCAGGUUUCGGAGCUGAAAGAAACUGUGGAAGCAACAGAAUUGGUUGAAAAACCAGUUGAAACGAUGAACGUUUCAGCGGUUUAUACUAAAGGAGGCGAUGAUUCUGUUAAAAAUAAGCCCGAUGAUUUCGUCGUUACAAUCCAAAAUCAAACCCCAGUUUCAACAAAAAUCGGUGCGAAAGAGGUGCCAAGUGUUGAAGAUGAGUUUAAUUCAAUUAAGACACAAUUAGUGACGAAACCCAACGAAAGCCCAAGUAGCACUGCGGAGACUUCGUUUGAACCAGAGAAACAACAAGGAAAAAAUAAGUCUAAGAAAAUUAAAAAGUUUAAUUCAUUGGAAAAUAAAUCGAAUAAAGAUGAGAAAAAUCCGGUUUCAAAGUCCAAAGAAGCUGUAGAAACAACAGAAUUGAUUGAAAAACGAGUUGAAACGGUGAACGUUUCAGCGGUUUGUACUAAAGACGAUGAUUUUGUUGAAAAUAAGCCCGAAGCUGAUGUCACAGUUCAACAUCAAAAUUGCACCUCAGCUUUAACAGAACCUGUUGCGAAAGAGGUUGAACUCUCAGUCGAAAAUGAGUUCUAUUCCAAAACCAGUACUGAUAUUGAGAUGGCGCCUGCAGCGUCUGACGAAGUGCAAAGUGAAAAGUACCUCGCGGAAACUUCGCUUGAACCAGAGAAAAAAUCAAGAAAAUAUAAAUCUAAAAAAAUUCAAAAGUCUCACUCAUUGGAACAAAAUAUGACUAUAGAAAAAAAGAGUCAGGUUUCAGAGCUAAAAGAAACUGUAGAAGCAACAGAAUUGGUUGAAAAACCAGUUGAAACGGUUAACGUUUCAGCGAAUGAUUCUGUUGAAAAUAAACCCGAAGUCCAACAUCAGAAUCGUACCCCAGCUUUAACAGAAACUGGUGCGAAAGAGUUUGAUCUCCCAGUCGAAAAUGAGUUUAACUCAAAAACUAGUACUGAUAUUGAGAUGGUGCCUCCGGCGCAUGAAAAAGUAUACAACAAAAAGAACAACGAAAGCCCAAGCGACACUGCGGAAACUUCGUUCGAGCCAGAGAAAAAACUAAGAAAAAAGUCUAAAAAAAUUCAAAAGUCUAACUCAUUGGAACACCAUAUAAAUAAAGAUAAAAAGAGUCUGGUCACAGAGCCAACAACUGUAAAAGCAACAGAAUUGAUUGAAAACCCAGUUGAUAAGAUGAAAGUUGCAGCGAUCGAUGAUUCUGUUGAAAAAAAGCCCGAAGUUGAUGUUACAAUCCAACAUCAAAAGUGUACCCCAGCCUUAACAGAAACUACUCUGAAAGAGGUACAGAAUGUUGAAGAAGAGAAGAUUUCCAAACCCAGCACUGAUAUUGAAAUGGAGCCUGCGGCUCAUGAAAAAGUGCAAAACAAAAAAGAGUUUGAGUCAGAGAAAAAACCAAGACAAAACAAAUCUGAAAAAAUGAAAAAAUCUAAUUCAUUGGAAACUAAAACUAAUCAAGCUGAAAAGAGUCUGGUCUCAGAGCUAAAAGAAGCUAUGGACUCAACGGUUUUACUGACUGAAUCUGUGGUAACAAAACGUGCAACUACAAGUUCUGUGUUCGUUUCCAGCUUAGAAAUAACUAAUUUGGAUGAUGAAAUCCACGAACCAGAAAAAACAUCCGUCGAUGAGUUCAAGACCAACCUCAUUUUUGAGGAUUACGACUUUGUUUCUUCGCCUCAAAACACACAACCGGAGCAAGAAGUCAAAUCUGCAGACAAAAUUGAAUCUUUGACUCUUCCUCUAGCUAAUUAUCAAGAAAGAAGUAAUAAUAACAAUAAUGUCCAAUCGAAUGGUCACGAUGAUAAGCACGACAAAGACAAAGAUGGUAGUUCUACCUCGGAUCAGGAACGUUCUAACCAACAAAAUAACGGCUUAACAGCAAAUGGCCAAAAUGGCACUAGCGUAUUUAUAGUCAACAAAAACUGGCGCAACAAUCAUCAGAAAAUUUCCAUGAUCACCCACGAACAGUACCUUUCGAAUCCAGUCUCGCAGAUGAAAUUAGAACUACCGAAUGUUGCUUUCGAGACGGACCACUGCAGAAGUGAACUUUCACUAAUCAAAACGCAGAAAGAGCUGGAAAUUCCGAUUGAUUCCGUUAAAAGCUUGGACAACCUACAAUUGGCUACUGAAAUAUCGAACAGCAGUCCCCCGAAAGAGCCGGGAGAGUAUGCGAAACAAAUGUCACAAAGUGACUUAGCAGUAACACAAACGGCAAACGCAAUCAUAGACGUUUCCAAGCAGGUGGAAAUUUUCUCGACAGUUGUUUCCUCAGUUACGAUGAAAACCACCACAAUUGUGGAUGAGUACUCGAACGAACAGCGACUUGUGGACGAAUGUUACUUAAACCCCAGCAAAGUUGAUCUCGAUUUUAGUAAGCACAAUUUUAAACACACUACGACUGAACUUUCAUCAACAAGCUCGAAUUUAGAGUCAGUAGUUGAACACCAAAGUAUUUUAGAAUACGCGCAAGAAAAACUAGACGAUGUUAGACCAGCAGCAACUCCAAUGGAUGAAAACUUUGCACAAUUUCAUCACACCAUCCCAAGUCGAUCCCAAGACGAUAUCGGUAGUAGAAUGCCAGAGUCAUCAAUUCAUAGUCCAACACAAACAGAAAGUAGUAAAGUGACAGCUGAAAUCCUUGCUUCUCCAAAAGUUACUCCUGACAUCAACCUUUGCCCUUCGACCGAAAUCUCAAGCAUUCCAGAAGAAAUCUGUCAGACCAAAUUACCCAGCAGCGAUCAAGAAUCUUCUGAAUCCGAGGUACUGAAUCUUCCAACAGAAGAGCAAGUAUUGGAAAAAAUGCGUGAGAAAUCAAUCCAAGAGGAACGCAUUCCAGAAAAAUUAUUUACUGACUCGGAUGUUCUGAACCCCCUAACAGAAGAGCAUUUAUUGGAGAAAAUGCGCGAAGAAUCCAACCAAAAGGAUUGCAUUUACGUUGCGCUCAGCCACGAACAAAACCUGAACAACGAAGUUACAUACCAAAUGAUCCAAGAAACGCCAGUUGAUGUCACCGAAUCUACUGCACUGCUGGAUCAGAAUCAGUAUGAAGCUUUGGAGGCCACUAGUCCCAAAACUGAGGAGCCAAAGGUUCAGGGACAAGAAAAAAUCGGAAUAUCCAUCGUUGAACAAGUACAACAUCCCAUCCCACUUGGUUUGAGUUCCAACAAUGAAUUAAAUAUGGAGACAAUAGCUGAGGAUGAAUUGAAAACUUCUCGUACAGAAUCCUCAAUCAUGAGUAUUACCACCACUAGCGAACUAGUACAAAAACCUGAGACUGAUUUGAAGGGUCUCUCCGAAGAAUUACCUGAGGUCGUUAAAUCCUCGAAACCAUCCGUUUCAGCCGAUAUUUCCGAACCAGUUGAAAAACCUGUACUGUUUGCCUCGCUGGACCCUGGACACAGUUCGCCGCGAGGUGAGAUCGGCGAUACCACAAAACCUUCCCAGUCCACAGACGAUUCAAUCGAUCAAGCGUUCGACGCAUUCAAAGCACAACAGCAGCAUUUUAGAACAGAAACGAACGUCGUUUUCGAACGUGGAGCGGAUCUAUUUACGGAAGAUGAUUUCAUGAAAAUCGAUUUUUCACCAAGACUAGAAACGUUACAAAGUGAUGAAAGCGAAACAGAAACAGAGGAAGUGAAUGUUUUAGAGCAAACACUCAAACUUCUAGACAUCACGUUCCAUCAAAUUGAACAGACGGCUUCGCACUCUACUAGCGAAGGCGUGGAAAAAUUAAUCAGAGAACUUUACGACGCUGAUGCUCAGAAAAGCGAUCGGGGAGGUUUGGAAGAGAAAGAACUUUUUGAUGAGCUUCAGGAUGAUGAUAUGUUAUCAUCUGAUUUUGAUGCCCUGAACCGUCUAACAGAAGAGCAUUUAUUGCAAAAAAUGCGUGAAGAAUCGAUCCAAGAGGAAUGGAUUCCUACUGCUUCUACUCAGGAACAAAUUAUCAAUAAACAGGAAACGACAGCUGAUGUUACCGACUCCAAUCUCCCUGAAGAAAUAUGUCAGACGAAUUUACCAGGCAGCAAUCAAGAAGGUUUGGAAGACAUAGAUGUAUUGAACCGUCUAACAGAAGAGCAAUUUUUGGAAAAAAUGUGCGAAGAAUCAAUCCAACGUGACAGCAUUUCUACUGCGGAUAUAGUACCGAAUCCUCUAACAGAAGAGCAAUUAUUGAAAAAAAUGCGCGAAGAAUCAAUCCAAGUAGGCAUUGCUACGACUCCUAGUCACGAACAAAUAAUCAAUGUACAAGAAGCAACAGUUGAUCCUACCGGCUCUAGCGUACUACUGGUUGAGGAGAGAAUAAAUUUCUUCGAUGAAAAUCCAUCUGAAAUACUUGUGCCAUCGAGUUCCCGAAAUAAACAGCAAACAGAUUCGACCCUUGAAGAAGAACUUUUGUCAAAAUUGGAAAGUUCAGAACAACACGGGUCCGAUAGAAUGCAGGAAUCUAGCUUGGAAGUUUUGGAUUCGGCAGUUGUGGAAAACGUAGGGAAAUUGCCAACUAGCAAUCAAGGAGAUUUGGGAGGAGAAGAAAAAUUACUAAGCACCGAUCAAGGUGGUUUUGAAGAGGUAGAACUUCCAGUUGGAUCUCAGGAUGAUAAAGUUCCAAUGGAAUUAUCAGCUGAUUUAAAUGCACUUUACCAUCAAACAGAAGAGCUAUUAUUGGUACAAAUGCGAGAAGAAUCAACCCAAGAGGAUUCUAUUUCUACUGCUCCUACUCAGGAACAAAUUAUCAGCAUACAAGAAACGACAGCUGAUAUUACCGACUCUAAUGAAGACAGUGCUCCAGAAAAAAUAUGUCAGACGAAAUUGCCAAGCAGCGAUCAAGAAACUCUGGAAGAAAUAGAACUUCCAGUUGGAAUUCAGGCUGAUAAAAUUUCAAUAGAAUUAUCAACUGAUUUAGAUGAACCGACUCCUCUAACAGAAGAGCAAUUAUUGAUAAAAAUGCGCGAAGAGUCAAUCCAAGAGGAUAGCAUUUAUACUGCUUCUAGUCAGGAAGAAAUAAUCAACGUACAAGAAACGACAGCUGAUAUCGCCGAUUCUAGUGUGCUGCUUGUGACCACUAAUUUCAAAACUGAGGAGCGAGGAGAUUGGAAUCUUGGAGAAGAACCUUUUUCGAAGCUGGAAAUUCCCAUACAAGACAGUUCCGAUGGAAUGCAGAAAUCUAGUUUGGAACUAGCGGAAUCCACAACUAUGGAAUUGCCUGCAACACCGUUGGAUUCUACUAAUGAAUGUGUAGAAAAACUAAUCAGCAAGCUUCGUGAUGAUCAUGAUGAGGUACACAGUAUUCCGGAAGAAAUAUGUCAGACCAAAUUACCAAGCAGCGAACAAGAAGGUUUGCAAGAAAAGGAACUCCCAGACGGGUCUCAAGAUGAUAAUGUUCCAAUCGAAUUAUCCACUGAUUUGGAUGAACCGACUCCUCUAACAGAAGAGCAAUUAUUAGUAAAAAUGGGCGAGGAGUCAGUCUAUGAGGAUAAUGCUUCUAGUCAGGAACAAGUGACUGACAUACAAGAAACGAUAGUUGAUGUAAUUGACUCUAGUGGACUGCUGGUUGAGAACAGAACAACAUUUUCAGAUCAAAAUCCUCCUCAAAUGCUUGUGGAAUCCAGCGGCAAAAAUGAAGAGCGAAAAGAUUCAAACCUUGAAGAAGUAGAAAAGAUAUGUGAAGAGUCAAUCCAAGAGGAUCGAAUUUCUACUGCUCUUAGUCAAGAACAAAUGAUCAACAAACAAGAAACGACAGAUAAUGUUACCGACUCUAAUGAACGCAGCGUUCCAGAAGAAAUAUGUCAAGCGAAAUUGCCAUCCAGCGAUCAAGGGGGUUUGGAAGAGAUGGCACUUCUAGAGGGAUCUCAGGAUGAUAAAGUUCCAAUCAAAUUAUCAACUGAUUUAGAUGAAGCGACUCCUCUAACAGAAGAGCAAUUAUUGAUAAAAAUCCGCGAAGAAUCAAUCCAAGAGGAUAGCAUUUAUACUGCUUCUAGUCAGGAACAAAUAAUCAACGUACAAGAAACGACAGCUAAUAUAACCGAUUCUAGUGCGCUGCUUGUGACCACUAAUUUCAAAACUGAGGAGCGAGGAGAUUGGAAUCUUGAAAAAGAACCUUUUUCGAAGCUGGAAAUUCCCAUACAAAACAGUUCCGAUGGAAUGCAGAAAUCUUGUUUGGAACUAGCGGAAUCCACAACUUUGGAAUUGCCUGGAACACCGUUGGAUCCUACUAAUGAAUGUGUAGAAAAACUAAUCAGCAAGCUUCGUGAUGAUCAUGAUGAGGUACACAGUAUUCCGGAAGAAAUAUGUCAGACCAAAUUACCAAGCAGCGAACAAGAAGGUUUGCAAGAAAAGGAACUCCCAGAUGGGUCUCAAGAUGAUAAUGUUCCAAUCGAAUUAUCCACUGAUUUGGAUGAACCGACUCCUCUAACAGAAGAGCAAUUAUUAGUAAAAAUGGGCGAGGAGUCAGUCUAUGAGGAUAAUGCUCCUAGUGAGGAACAAGUGACUGACAUACAAGAAACGACAGUUGAUGUAAUUGACUCUAGUGGACAUGAGAACAAAACAACAUUUUCAGAUCAAAAUCCUCCUCAAAUUCUUCCGGAAACCAGCGCCAAAAAUGAGGAGCAAAGGGAUUCCAUCCUAGAAGAAGAACCUUCGUCAAAAUUGAAAAGUUCCCAACAAAGCUGUUCCGAUGGAAUGCAGGAAUCUGUGACCAUGGAAUCGCCUAACGUUGGUAUUGUUUCAAUGCCAUCGGACUCUACCAAUGGAGGCGUAGAAAAACCAAACAAGGAGCUUCAUGACGCUAGUGAUGAUAUACACAGUCAUCCUGAAGAAAUAUGUCAAACGAAAUCACCAAGCGAUCAAGGAGGAUUGGAAGAGAUAGAACUCCCAGUGGGAUCUCAGGUUGACAAAGUUUCAACAGAAUUAUCCACGGAUAACCGUCUAACAGAAGAGCAUUUAGUAGAAAAGAUAUGUGAAGAGUCAAUCCAAGAGGAUCGAAUUUCUACUGCUCUUAGUCAAAUACAAAUGAUCAACAAACAAGAAACGACAGCUAAUGUUACCGACUCUAAUGAACGCAGUGUUCCAGAAGAAAUAUGUCAGACGAAUUUGCCAACCAGCCAUCAAGAGGGUUUGGAAGAGAUAGCACUUCCAAAGGGAUCUCAGGAUGAUAAAGUUCCAAUCAAAUUAUCAACUGAUUUAGAUGAACCGACUCCUCUAACAGAAGAGCAAUUAUUGAUAGAAAUGCGCGAAGAAUCAAUCCAAGCAGAUAUAGGUUCAAUAGAACUUUCAACUGAUCCAGAAGUACAGAAGCCUCUAACAGAAGAGCAAUUAUUAGUGAAAAUGCGAGAGGAAUCAAUCAAAGAGGACAGCAUUUAUACUGCUUCUAGUCAGGAACAAAUGAUCAACGUACAAGAAACGACAGCUGAUAUUACCGAUUCUAGUGCGCUGCUUGAGAAAACGAGUGCUCAAUUUGAGGAGCAAAAAGAUUUGAACCUUGAAGAAGAACCUUCACCAAAAUUGGAAAAUUCCGAACAAGACUCUUCCGAUGGAAUGCAGAAACCUAGCUUGGAAGUAGCACAAUCCGCAACCAUGGAAACACCUGACGUUUAUGAUGCUCCAUUACUAUCGGAAUCUGUUAUUGAAAACUUGGAAAAAUUCAUCAAAGAGCUCCAUGACGCUGAUGAUGAUGCACCGAUCAUUCCAGAAGCAAUUUGUCAGACCAAAUCACCUAGCAGCGAACAAGGGGUCUUGGAAAAGAGAGAAUUUUCGGAUGGAUCUCAGGAUGGUAUGAGUUCAGAGAAAUUAUCAACUGAUUUAGAUAUACUAACGCCGGUAACUGAAGAGCAAUUAUUAGUAAAACUGCGAGAGGAAUCAAUCCAACUGGAUAGCAUUUACAGUCAGGAACAAGAAACGACAACUGAUACUAGUACGUUGAUUGUCACAACACGUUCGAACGUUGAAGAAGAAUCCCUACCAGAAUUAGAAAAUUACAAACAAGACUCCUCCGAUGAAAUUCAUGAACAUUGCUUGGACGAUACAAAACGUUCCACCAAGGAAUUGUCUGACGUUGAUAAUGCUUCAAUACCAUCGGAUUCCAAACCAGUUGAACAACAUGUAACAGAAGCAGUGUUGCCUGUUGCUGUUCCACAAGAAAAUUUAGAUGUCAAAUCGUUCAAUGAAAAAGCUGAAUCACUUUCUUCGACUUCUCCUCUAACAGAAGAGCAAUUAUUAGUAAAACUGCGCGGAAAAUCAAUUGAAGAGGAAAGAAUUUCUACUGCUCCUGGUCACGAACAAAUGAAUAAUAUACUAGACAUAACAGCUGAUGUUACCGACAUUAAUGCGCUUCCUGUGACAAUCGGUUCCACAACUGAGCAACCAAGAAAUUCAAACCUUGAAGAAGAACCUUUGUCAAAGUUAGAAGACUCUUUCGGUGGAAUCCACGAGUAUAGCAUUGCAUUGCAGGAUAAACUAAGCGAAGUUUAUGAAAAUGAUCAAGUCCUGGAUAAUGAAUCUAUGUCACAGGAAAUAGGGAACGAAUUUGUCGAACAACAGCAGAUUGAUCAAACUACACCACAAGCCAUGGACGACAGACCGUCGGUUCCAGAAGUUUUCCAACGUCAGACCAAUCUGACAACAGUAGAUACUCUAGGACAUAAACUUGAUUUCAACAUGGAGGAAACUAUACUAGAAGAUACGAAAAUAAUUGCCGAAUUGAGAGAUCUGAGCAAAGAAUGUCAAAUCAAAACCGAUGCUGCUCUAGGUGAUGCUAACGAUGAAGAAAUUACCGCAGAAGAAACAGCAAUAAAAUGCAUGCAAUCUCUGCUGGCAGUACAAGAAUUGAAGGACGAAUUAGAAAAUAGUGGAUUGUCAACAAUCGAUAUGAUUCCAAAUCCUGCAUUACAAUUGCCUAAAGAUGAUUUAAAGCCAGACACUGAAGUCAUUGAACGCAGUCACAUUGAUCUAAAGGAAAAUACUCCCCGUGAAGUAGAAAUAGCAGAUAAAUUUGAGCCUCUGUCAGAUGAGAAUAAAACGUUGUCCGAUUCGGAAUACAAUACCCAACCAUCAACCGACGCAACGGUUGAAAUUCACGAAAGAUUCUAUGUGGAUCAAUCGGUUGAAGAGCCACAGAUUUGCAAAAUCGAUACCGACGCAACUUAUCAAGAAGAAAAUCCUUCCCCUACACAUGAAACUCCUACAUUCUCGAAAGAAAAAUUGACUGUAACACUUGAAAAUCAGUCGCAUGAAAAUUUAACACCUAAGUGUGUAGUUCAGCAACAAUUGGCAAUCAAAGAUGUAAAAUCACAACAUCCUAUUGAUUAUCAAUACGAAACUACAAGCUGGAAUAACUAUUGGCAAUUUUCCGAUGCGGAGAAACUGUAUUUCAAGUAUUGUAAUCCUUCUACCAGCAUUAGUACAACUCCUGAAUUAUUGGAUAAUAGUAAUGAAAUUUCUGAUAACAACACUGAGGUUCUCCCGGAAAAAUCGUACGAAAAAGAUUUGGUACCUUCUCCAUUGGAACAUAUAGACGCUCCUGCAUUGAAGCUUAGCUUUAACAAAGAAAGUAUGUCUACUGAUUACUGGAAGUAUAAGGAUGCGGAACGAAUUUUCUUCGAGAAUGUCCCAUUAGCACCUAAAGUCAUAUUACCAUCAGCAUUAGAAACCAGCUCAGAACAACCGCAAUCAGAAGAUCAUAAGGUUUUGGAUGAGUUAACAGAAACACAAUCCGAUAGUAUUUCUUUUGAUGAAACAUCCCCGAAGAAUACGCAGCGCAGUUCAAAAGAUAAUCAGACUCCAAAUGAGGAUAGAUCGACCGAAAAGGCCGACGAAGUCGCUCCUGAUGAUAGAUUAAACAGCAUUUCGUUUGAGAACCGUUUGUACGACAAAUCAGGUUAUGACAACGCAGAAAAGCAAUACCACCUGCUCAAUGCAUUACAGCAGCAAAGUGAAGAUCUAUCUUUGCCAGCUCCACAAACCAAUGAGGACUCAAUGGAAAUACUAACUAGAAUGGAGUUUGGUGACUCGUCACCAGUAGAUUUAGACGAUGACGUCGUCGAAAAGAAAUCAGAAUCAGAAGACAACAAGCAAAUUCCAGAUACUGACGGUUUGACAGAAAUUGAUAACCAACUGAAGAAAGCCUCUGUUGUAAGCUCCACAGAAAUUAUAACCGAAAUUGUUACAGAUGUUUCAAUAACUCCGGAGAAGCAACUCAAGCCAACUGAACAAAGUGAAGUGAUUUCUACAUCAGAUCUUCAGCUUCAUGAGAUUGAGAAAUCACAGCUUUCUGAAACACUGAUUGACACCAUCUGUAGUCAAGCGGCGGAGCAGCAACAAACGCCGAACACGGAUGUUUCACUUGAAAUAACAACUACAGUGGCACCUGAUCCCGUUUCGUCCAAAGGGUUCUGUCGGGACCAACCGAGUCAUGAUGAAGUUGAAAAACUCGUCCAUCAGCUUGACUCAGCAGAAACCAUCAGGCAAAGUCCCGAACGCUACCCUCAACAGAUCUCUGAGAAGCUAGACACAUUAGCCGACUAUUCCCCGCACCCUCCCCACGAUGUAAAUCCCAAACCCUACUCCCAGGGUAUCCAAACUCCCGAAUAUCAUAAUUCGCCAGGUUCGGAAAUCAACGUAGAUCUAGGCGGUUCCUAUAACAUGGCUGGUAGUACUAUGAAUGAACAGCCACUCACCGAAGGUGUGGAAAAUAUUUUGGAAGCACUUCUCUCUGCGGAACUUAAAAUGAACAACUUGCCGUACGAAAACCUAAACGAACUGAGUAGGGGAUUACAGGUACUAAUCGAAAAACUAGUCAGUUACAAACAGCAAAAUCAUGCCAUUGCGAUGUCCCUGCCCGGGAAUGCCGAUCGAAAGGUGAAGGACGCGCUUCAAAACAUCAACGAUCGGAUUGACUUUAUGCAGCAGAGGGCACAGGAGGGACUGGAGAAAAUACAGCAAACGAUUAUAACCCGAGAACAGCGAAAAGUAGAAGUGAGAAAGUAUCUUCAACUACUAGAAGAAAUUGAAAGCUGGCUUUCAAGUGAAUCGAUACAACUGGUAGAUUUAGACAAAGAUCUAUCAGUUGCUGAGCUUUCGCAGUUGUUGCAGGAAAAUGAAACAAAAUUGGAGAACCUCCGAUUGAAUGAGCUCAAGUCCUUGGAUAUGUACUCGAAAACGGAAGAAUUUUCAGUGUACGAAGACGUACAGCUCAAAGUUACCACCUUACAAGAAAGUCUAUCCGUUUUAACACGAACAAUUCGCGAGAAGGCUUUAAUAGUUGAGAACAACAUAGAACGCGUGAAAGCACUAUUGAAUCAGGAAGAUAGUAAAACAGCAGAUGUUGAAAUGCAAACUAGUCCUCCAGUUUCAAUGAUUGACUCUACUGACAUUGCACCCACGGAGCUGCAACAUUCAGCAUCGCAAACUCAGCGUGAUAAAUUAACUGAUGAUAUACUCAUCAUUCAAUCCAUUUCAGAAGGAACGGAGAUUAUUCAAAUCUCCAAUGUAAGUAAAACUUAUUCUUUAGAGAAUGGAAAAGAGGUUACUGUUGAAGCGAAAUAUACGCAACCUGUUUACGGAGAAACAGAUAAGUCAUCGGAAUUGAUGCUGCAAAACGUUCCUGGGGAAUUUGAAACCAUUUUUGUUGAGCCGGAUAAAAGUACAACGGAAAUAGUCAUUGAUAAGGAUGGAUCGAAAACAAUAACACUCAAAAAGGUUACAACCACCCAUACAGUAGUAGCAGCAGAGGAAGUCAGGACUUAUGAAACCGCUCCAGCAAUCCUGGCAAUUGGUGGAUUAGAAACUGAUGAAAAAAUUGAGGAACCAGCAGAAUCGACAAAUGAAGCUGAAACGAUCGUGGAUCAAAUUUUGGAAGACAUCCACGACCAAGUCAUAACGAGCUCAGAACCAGUUCAAGACUCCCAGGUAUUCGAAUCUGUUGAUGCACCUAACGUAGAUUUGAUUGCUUCUGCUGUUGUUGAAUCACCAACCUUUAGUAUGCAAGAUACAACUGAACCUCUGAAUACUGAUAAACUUACUGAAACACCAUGUCUCUUACCACCGAACAGUGUAACUGAGGAGCCUGUUAUAGCUAUAAGUGAGAUAUGGCCUCCGUCACAGGUUGCUGAAAGUGGUUCCCCCUCGAGGAAGAUUGAAAGAACCGAAGUGCCUAGUUUCAGUGAGCAAGAAGAUAGUACAAAAACUGCUGAUGUGUGGCCAACAAACUUAGAUAUUGGGACUGAUAUUAUUUUGGAUAAGAGUGUUGUGACACCACCUGCUGCGACGAAUAUUCCAGAAAUUGUCGAUUCCGAAUCGCUAAUGGUUCAACCAGUUGAAGAACCCGUAAGUCACAGUUCGGAUUCUACUGACGCAGUAACGCAAAUCGAAAACUAUUCAGGCGUUGAACCGGAAUCUUCUAAAUUGGCGGUUCAAGUGUCGUCGCUAAAAGAUUCUCAAGAAGUUUUGAAAGUAACGAUGAAUUUUGAUGUUGCUGAUACCAAAAAAAUAAACGUUAGUCUAGUCGAAUUGACGCCAUCGUCUACAUUACCGGAGCCAGAUAUUGAUUAUGAGAACGCAAUCAUGAGUCCCGAGCAAGGAUAUGAAGCUGACAAAGCAACGACCGUAGAAAGUGGAUCAGGCGAGGACGGCAUGCUGCCGAGGAAGAAGAAGCACCGGAAGAGGAAGCCUAAACACGCCACAGAGAAGGGAGUCAACACGGAAAAACCGGUUGAGGUUGGUUUAGAAGUCCAGCAGAGUUUUGAAGAGCGUGAUCCUACUUGGGAUGUAGUGGAAACAAUUGUUGAAAGUGUUCAGGAAAAACUUGUGAUACCAACACAGGUGAUUGAAAGCAUUGAUGUAGAAGAUGUUCAACAACAGACAAGUCCUGUGCCGGUGAAAGAAACCGAUCUUGAUCGGGAAAUUUCCGCUGUUGAUAUAGAACAAAAGUCGAUACAAACGUCCCCUGCGCAUGAAGUUACUAAAACUUCUCAUCAAACAUCGCCUAUCAGACGCACUCCAGAGUACGAUGUUAAAGAAAUCCAAACUUCCACAGACGUAACGGCGAUGGAAACGCAAACCCUUGAACCAGAAUCACAAAUAGUUAAUCAAGAACAAGAAAUUCAAACCGAAGACCUUGAAGAACCUCAUGUGGCUUCAAGUACUCAGACUGUUGCUGUACCGACAGCCGAUUCCGAACUUCAAACUGCAAUUGAUAAUGUGGAAGAUAUUGUAAACCCUAUUGUUACGAAUUUAGUACAGGAGAUUAUUGUUCAAGAAAUGGUAAACCAAGAACAGUUUGUUCAAACAAGUCCAACGCAUUCGGGAAGAUCAAGUGUGGUAGAAGAUCAACAGCACGAGGGGAUUCAAACUGUGCAACCGGAAGUACUGGAUGCGUAUGUUAACACCGAUAGUGAGUUAAAGGAUCGAGCGAGUUCACCUAUCGUGGAUCACGCUGCAACCGAAGUUGAAACGCAAACAGUUCCAGCGGAUGAUGAAAGUGAUAAACCAACUUCCGAGGUUUUGAAAUUGGAUGUUACCGAGGCUGAAACCAGUGAAAAUCAAUCACAGACUUCACCGGUGGUUAUCACUAAUAUAGGUGAUACUUUAGCAGCUUGUACUCAAACGGUUACUAUGGAAAUUGAGGUGGAAAAAAGAAGCGAAUCCACAGAAAAGGAAGAAUCUGUUGAAAUUGAAAUUUGUACAAUUAGAACCAGUGAAAAUCAAUCACAAACUUCGCCGGUGGUUGUCACUAAUUUAGGCGAUACUUUAACAGCUGAAACUCAAACUGUUGCUAUGGAAACUGAAGCAGCUGGCAGGGUUGGACCUACUGAAAAGACAGAGUGUGUUGAAAUUGAAAUAUGUACUGAAGUAAAUAUACCGAGCAUGUCACGGCCGUCCGCCAGCCCAGAAACAGUGAUAAAAACUGCGAUCGCGGAUGAGGGCGCAUCAAUAGACAAACCAGCAUCCGAAGUUUCGGAUGCAGAAAGUAUUGUAAUCAAAACUAGUGAAAAUCAAUCACAAACUUCCCCGGUGGCUAUCACUAACCUGAACGAAACUACAACCGUUUGUACUCAAACAGCUACUCCACAAUUCGAACCAGAUGAAAGUAUCAAAUCUACUGAAAAGAAUGAGUCUGUGCCUGUUGAAAUUGAAAUAAGUGCCGAAAUUACCAUUCCGAGCAUAUCACGCCCAGAAGCUAUGGCGACGAUUGCGGAUUCACCCAAAGAAAUAGAAAUUGAUGUCACCAAAACCAGUGAAAAACUGUUACAAAAAUCACCAGUGGCUUCGACUGCUUACAGUCAAACCGUUAGCAUGGAAAUUGGACCAAAUGAAAGGACCGAAUCAAAUGAAAAAGAAGAGUCUGUGCCAGUUGAAAUUGAAGUAUGUACCGAAGUAACUAUCCCGGGACUAGCAACGGUGCCAAGAUCUGCGCAGUUUGUAGAAAAUAAACCUCAGUUCACUAGCGAGUAUGAUUUUCAUAUUCGGAUGAACAUUGAUCAACAACAACAGAACCAACCUUCCAGUACUUUAAGUGACAUUCUAUCGGAUGAAAGAGUCUGGACUUUAAGUGUAGAGGAUUUGUUUUCCAUAAUAAAAUCACAAACUAGUGGUUCAGUUCCGUGGAGUGAAAUUUCAAAAGUCCUUAUCAAAGUACAUAACACCGAAGGUGACAAAGUGCAAAGUCCUAUCAUGAUCAAUGUACCGAAAAUAGAAGAAGUUACAAAUGACACCCUGCAACUGGAUGAUGUUAUACACCAUUUGCAAUUGAAUUCCCACAACAUUCGAGUACAACACCAAAUUUUAUUCGAAGUCCUAGAACAGAUAAAUCGACAGAUUGCCGACGCAAAUUGUUUAUUGCGCUCGGAUUUGAGUGAUGAAGAUCUUAUAAAACUUUACCGGUUUAUCAAUUUAAAACUAAUUCACAUAACAAGAAUCAAACAAUUCGUCAUAACCAAUAAGAUCAGCUCAUGCGAAGACAUAUUAGCCUCCUUUGAAAGCACCGAGAAAUCAUUCAGCUCAACGCAAAGCGCUUUGAAUAGAAUGGAACAAUUACAGUUAGAGACCGUUCAACAAAACGAGAUACUUUUAGCAACUCUACAAGGAUUCAAGCAAGACCUCCGUCUAUUAGAGGACCAACUAAGCGCUGUGUGUGCGAGUGAAACCCUUUCAAUAGUCGAAAAACUAAACGACACCGAGGAAAUCGACACUCAACAUAAAGACUGUCAAUUUAAAUUACGUCUAUUCGACGACAAACUCCACGAAAGCAGCUCAGAUUCAAUCGAUAAAAGCAUUAGUACAGAGUUGGAAAAUGUGAAGAAAAUGUCCCACAAACUGGAGAGCCGCACCAUUUUGGAGCGUAACAAGCUACAUCAACUCGAUAGUUUAGCCCAAGAGUAUGAACAAACGCUGUUAGAUUUCAACGAAAUAUCAACAGCGGCGGAGCAUUUUAUCGAUAACGAAAUCGUAAGCGCUAGUUUACCAGAGCUUCAAGAGGAAAUGCAGCGCUACAGGAAGUUCUUUGUCAAUCUAAACCACUGCAAAAUGAUCCUGGAAUCGCUGGAGUCAAACUUGGACCCGAUAACGCGCCGGAAGCAUGCCCAGUUGCAUUCUAAGCUGUACCGUAAAACAGCGGAUAUUUUGGAGCGUGCCGUGGAUCGAGCGGCAAAAUUAGCUCAAGCGGCAUCCAAGUGGACAAUCGUUGAGAAAGACAUGCGGGAGGAAAUCCAAUGGUUACAAGUCGCCCAACAACGGAUUCCGGAUGUCAAAAACGUCUCGUCGGAGGAUUACGAGCAGUACAUUACUUUGUACGAAUCGAUAAAUCAAGAUAUCCUUAAUCACAAAGUAAAACUGACACAGUACGGUGAGAUAGCCAGAAAAAUACAGGAAAUAAUAACGGCACCAACGCUGGAGAAAGACAACAACGAAGCUCUUGCUAUAACCAUACACCUGAGAGAAGAAGUGUCAUUAUAUCUGAACAUGCUAACAAAAUAUAAAAACUAUUGGAACCAAUACAACACGAGCGCAGACAAACUUCGAAGUUGGAUUUCUUCCAGUGAAAAAAUAAUAAGCGAAAUAGUAAUACCGCCAAAUCUGGCGGAUACAUCAGUGGAAGAAAUGCGCAAAUUCUGGGAGUUAAAAGCUCAAUACGAAGUGCUGAACAAUCAAACGUUCGUCAGUGCGUGUGAUACAUUUGAUUCCGCCCUUUCGACACUCGAUUUAAGUGAUGAGAAAAUUCAGCGCCAAAAGCACGAACAAUUACUGGAAAGUUGGUUCAACAUUUCCACCAGUAUAUCAACCCUACAAAAACAAAUAUUUGACUCAAUAGAAACCGAUUCCACCUCACCCGGCGAUAAAAUCGCUUUCAUCGAACAAGAACUGCGAGAUAUUUCCAGCAUAUUUAACAACAGCAAAGGAGUGCUAAAGAGCCGUGACGAUCUCUAUCUGUACAUCGAAAAAAUGCAAAUGCUCCAAACCCGGAUUAAUUUGAUAGAAACGGAGCUGGGGCAGUGCGCGCUGGUACUGGAGUGCAGCGUGGAAACCGUUGGCGAACUGUUCGAAACCUCCCGGCAUCUGUCGCUGCAAGUCAACGAAGAACGUGAAGUUGCCGGAAUGUUCAGCAAAAGACUUCAGGAAAUAGAGGCUGGAAUCAGUGAGCAAGAGAAGCAAUUUAUUGUGAUAUCUGACUUGCUGGAUGCUAGUUCCGAUAAUGUCAGUGGACAACGUUCCGAUGUGGAGAAAUCACUUGAGACCUGUAAGCUGUGUCUGUCAGAUUUGGAAAACUCGUGGAAUGAAUUAAUGAAACUAAGGCAGCUGUUGCAUACGUUACCGAUGAAUUUGAGAGUUUCGGUUUCGCCUGUGCAAACGGAGCGAGAUCUGUCCGUACUGCAGAACAUUCAUAGUGAUUUGGAACAGAAGUGCAAAACUAAUAUCACUUCAUUACGGAAUAAACUAGCCUUGUGGAACAAGUUCUACCAUCAGUUGGAAAUUAUACAGGAACACGUACAGGAAACCGAGUUCAUGAUGGAGAUCCUUCAGGUGCAGGAAAGUGCCGAUUACAAUCGUUUGCUGAAGGCCACCGAGCGGUUAGAUACCCUUUUACAAGAAAUCGAAACGGAAAAGGCUUCGAUCGACGAUUUGAACUCUAUCGCCCAGCCUCUAAUAGAAACAUGUGACACGCAGGUGUCCAAAGAAAUCCAAGAAACUGUCCAAAAAAUUACCGUCGUGUGGGAAAACACCCGCGAAGGCUUGAGAGACCUAUGUCAGCGCUACGAAAAAGCCGUUAAAUUGUGGCGCCACUAUCACGACGUUACGGAAGCUGUAAAAAGUUGGAUCAACGUGGAGUUUACCGAUUUUGAUGCGUUUGCUAGCAUCGAAGAUGUGCCCCAGCUGGAAUUUUACCAGACCUCAAUAGUGGAUAGGAAAAAUGACCUGAAGAAGCUAAAGCAUUUGAUUAACGAUAUCAAUGCGCAAGUCGGGUUCAACAUCGCAGGUUCCUUGCUGUCGGAAGUUGAGGAGUUCAGCCAAAAGCUAGAAGGUAUUGAGGAGAACCUAGCCACGCAAAUGCAUGUGAUAGAUGAGUGCAAUACUCAGCUGGAGGAAGAUAAGCAUACGUUGUAUAAUACUGAUAAACUUAUCGAACAGUUCCAACAGAAUAAGGAUCUACCGAAGGUAGACACCAAUUUGAGCGAUCAAAUCCACCAUCUCAGAGCGUAUAUGAUAAAUUUGUGCUGCACAGAAUCUCGGUUGAAAAAUAUUGCCGAUAAGAACGCAGCGAAAGGACAGGAAGACAAGUUCAAAAGCUUACUUGCCCUGUCGCAAUCACUUCUGCAAGACACAUUCCAGCAAUAUCAGAACUUACUGGUGCAGUUUGUGCAGCAAAACGAUUGCGAUAGUUUAGUGCGGUUCUGGCAAGAAUAUUUAAGCUAUGGUAAAACAUUCCUAGAGCAAAGCAUUCCAAGUCAUGCUGCAGAGCUGCAGCAACUGCGUGAUCAGUGUAUUCUGGUUGAGUUUCUACUCAGGGAUUUGACAACGAUUCUGAUGAGAAGAUCGCUAACGGAUGACAAAUUUGCUGGCGUCUUUGAUUCGAUUAGCCAACAACAUAAUUACUACAUCGAUGAGUUGAAUGAGAGGAUAGGUGAAAUCGAUUAUCGAUUGUUGCAUUGGCAGAAUUACAAAUUGUUGAGGACUACUUUACACCAAUCAAUUAACGAUAUUGAGAGGGAAAAGUUUACUCUGCAGCUGGAAUACAUUAAUUUAAAAGAACUGUCACAAUUGAUUAGCAAGGUGAUGAAACUUAAACAUCGCUUCGGACAGUUGGAUGCUGAUUUUGACAAUCUGCACCAAGAAACGACCGAAUUGAUUUCAUUCACAAGAGAUGAGCAUGUAAUUAAUCAUUUGGAAACUGAACGCACCAGAAGCUUCAACCAAAUAGCAAAAUUGAAAGAGAAUGUUGAAAUGUGGAAUAAAUUCUUGGUUGGAAUAGUCGAGCUCUAUGAUUCCUUCAACCUGCAAUGUACCAAGGUUCAAAACAGUUUAGUCGAGCUUAACGAAUGUCUGGAUACGUUUGCAAAUAAUCGUCUUGAGACUUCACAGCAUCAUUUGAAUAUGUUGAAAAACGAACAGUUACGGCUCGAAACGAUUCGGAACGAUCUUAUCAACAUUGACAUUGCGAAGGACGAAUUGAAACCUUGUAUCAGCAUUUUCGAUGCCAAACUUAUUCAUAAACGCACCUGGGAACUGUGGCAAUUGUUUGAAAAUACCGAGCAUACAUUAGCGGUCGCUCAAAAACAGAUGCAAAAAAGAUUGGAAAAUCAAAAAAGUUUCACUACUCAAUAUGCUCAACUCUCGACAUGGAUGUCGGAGUUCGAACAUCGCGUUCGCGAUAGCUAUAAGUAUAAGAACUGUGAAGAUGAUGUUGCUUUCAUAAAAUCGGUUGAAGAUAUGCUACAGAAAGAACUGUCGCUGAAGGAGUAUGAAGUAGAUUGGCUUAAUACGAUCGGAAAGGAUCUGACCAAUAACCUACCGGAAGGCGAAGAACGGGCGGAAAUAUUUUUGAAACUCAACCAUUUGAAUACCAGGUGGAAUACUUUGGUAGGGCUGUGCCGGGAUCGGUCGCAAAAAAUCAAAGAAGUUCAAAGCACGAGUUUAACUUUACAGCAAAGAAUUGCAGCGAUCAGAGAAUGGAUGACCAACAUCGAGCAGGAGUUGAGAAAACCAAUACGAUUCGAAAACACCGAGAAGGAUCAACUGGAUCUGCUUCUGGAUGAUUACGAGCUGUUGCAACGUUCUAUAGCGCAGAACAGUGGUAAUGUAGGCGAUGUUCUUAAUCUUUGCGAGAUGCUUUUCACGGAUGUUGAAUCGUGGAAUGUUCACAUUGACCGGAGACAAAUUCAUCAAGACGUUAACGAUUUGGAGCUGCGGUGGAAAAAUAUUUGCCUAGAAUCCAGCAGACGGAAGCAAGACAUGCUGUCGAUUUGGAAUAUGUUGAUUGAAAUUCAAAAAAUUACCGAAUCUCAUCAUGUUUGGAUAGAAAAAACUAGCAAUUAUUUAAUCGAAAAAGAUGAAAAACUGAGCCAAAUCGAUGUGAAUGAUUUAUAUGAAACAGUCGAAGAGUUUGAAAUAAAACACUCCGAUAUCAUGGCACAAGAAUCGAUGCUACAAAUCCUGAAAAGAUUAUUUAUAUCAGUCCAUAAGCAUGGCAGUAUCGAUGGAGAAAGUUUGAGAAGCAUCACUCACGAAACUAAAAGAAUGCUUUCAACGUGGAAUACUCUUGCGUCUAGAUCAAGACAAUUAAGAGUUCAGCUGGAUGAGUUGAAAAACAAGUACACAAGCUUCACCACCGAAUACGAGAACAUUGUUAUGACCUUAACAGAAAUCGAUGUACAAGUGACCAAUAUUGUCCAUUUAGCAUCCGAUAAAGACACUCCUGAGAUCAAAUUGAAAAAGUUGCGCAAUUUACACAAUGAAUUGCGGGUCGUGGUUAACCUUUUCGAUUCUCAAGAUAAACUGGGAACUGAUUUAUUGGCCCAACUCGAUCCCGACAGCACGAUGGCAACUGAAAUACAGCAGAAAAUGCAAGAGUAUCAUCAGUUAGCCAACCAAAUCAAACAAAGUCUGGACUCUACACUGGCCACUACUAUCGAGGAAUCAGAAAAGCAUAAAACUCGACAAACUCGAGGCACACUAACGGAAAUAGCGGAAAAAGACAGCGCAGUACAGGUUAACACACUUCCUGCUUCGAUACUAACGCGUAACACCAUCACCGCAAAGGAUGCUUACCGCUAUCAACUGGAGACGGCCCUCAACGAAGCACGCGGCUUCCUAGACAACUUGAGCAAAUCUGUGUCCGAGGUUAAUGUUAGCAAUUUCUUGACAGCUAGUCCGAAUGUUACCAAAGCACUGUCCGCCUGUGAAUCAUCAAUCGAACUCGUGAAACAUCUGCACGCAGUACUAUUGGCAGAAGAGAGAAGCAACGAAACCAGUGAUUUGGGCAACCUCGUGCAAAUCGAAUGUGAUAGAUUCGCACAGUAUCUUCUGGAGUGGCGAGAAAAACAACAGAAAAUAGACGAAUUAAGCAACGAUGACUACCUAACCUGUCCCCUUUGUACCAACCGCAACUGGCAGCAGAUCGACAAUGAUUUAUGGCGUUUAGAACAAUGGCUAAUAAUGGCCGAAGCGGCCCAGAAAGCUCAACCUGCAAAUCCACCAACGGAUAUCGAUACCCUGGAGGACACAAUUCAAGACCAUCGUGAAUUUCUGCUAGAUUUGGACAGCCACAAGGGCAUCAUAAAGUCGUUGAAUAUCGUUGGAGAACAUUUGGCCACCCACACGCUCGAUACUGAGAAAGCUCUCCAGUUGAAGCAACGAUUGAACACCAAUAACCAACGAUGGGAAAAAGUAUGCACUCAUGCGUCCCAUUGGCAGUCGCAGCUGCACCGGGCACUAAUGGAAAACCGCGAAUUCCAUCGGACAAUAACCGAACUUUGCAUUUGGUUGGAACAAACCGAAAAUAAGAUCAAAAAAUCAGAACCCAUUGACUUGACAUCGGAUAAAAAACAAAUAGAGAGAAAAUAUAAAAUAUUUAGAGAACUGAAAAGUGAUCUGUUGCGAUGUGAACCUCGAAUUGUGAGCUUGCAGGAAACCACAUCCCAAUUGACAAAAUACUUAGAAUCGGACAAAUCGCAAAACUUCGACGAAAUUUAUGCAAAACUAACGGAUUUACGGCUACGGUUUCAUUCAAUUCGGCGAUUAGUGGAAAUGUAUACAACGAAAAUAGGAGAUGCUCUUGGGUAUGAUUUAGUUAAGAAUGUGAGCAUCACGACCGCAUCAAAUCUACACAGGCACGAGAUUGAAGGCCAUAGCGGAUUGUCCGUAGACUUAGCAGCACAAGACUCCGAUGCAAAUGUCCCCGAAGAACCGGAAGAACAAAUCAAUACUACCGUUCUGACGAGAAGCUACCAGUUUUUGGGACGUGUUGUACGUGCAUCAUUGCCCAUUCAGGCCAUGCUGUUGCUCGUACUGGGUGUUGUCGUACUGAUCCCCCAUGGUGAUGAUUCGUGCUCCCUCACGAACAAUUUCGCCCGAAGCCUGGAACCGAUGCUGCGGUAUCCUAAUGGACCACCACCCAUUUGAGCGUCGUCGUUAAACAUACCUUUUCAUUUUGUGUGAUAAAAUCAGUGCAGACAAGUUUUGCUAUUUUCCAAUCCUUCCGUACUAAUAGAUGUGAGAAUUUUAGUUCGUGAUAUUGUUGAGUUUAUGUUACAUUGCAUUUUUAUUAAUUUGUUCUCGAUAGUUACCAGCAAUUUCGGACAUAAUUAUACUUAAUUUUAUUGUGCAAUAUAUCUACGUGGUCAACUGUAGAUAUUAAUAUUACCAUUAAGAAGUAACAUAACCAAAAAAGUAUAUUAUCAUAUUAAUCCUAUUAACAGAAAUAAUAAUGCAUAACAAAUGAAA